AAUAAAUUUCAGUAGGAGUAUGUUAGAUAGAGAACCGUCGAGAACAGUUUCACAAAAUUAAACUUUGCUGUAAGUUACAUAAAGAUCCAUUUGCGGACGAAAGGCUUUGCGGGUCGGCUGCCAGAGUACCAGGGCGGCAGCAAUGCUCGAGAGAUCGCAACAGCCACCGGAGGCUUCGCCGAAGCUCGUCUAGCCCACGUCUACAAGCGCACGUGGCUGCGCCGGCGUACUGCGCUGCAUCGCCGGCCCGCGGCCCACAGUAUCGAGCGAGCCUCCGCGCAGGACGGUCAUGUUGCCAUGUCUGACGGCCGCGACUCACCGUCGCAAGCCGGUCUCCGCGACCGCGUAUCCUUCUUCGAGAAAGUAUGGACAGGACAAGCCGGCCACGACACCGUCGACGCCGCCAUCGACGUCGACGACAUCGAGCGCCGCAUAGAACAGCGCAAGAGGCGCCCCGAAUCCCCCAGGAUCGAAGUUAAACUUAAGCAAACCCGUGACACUGAAUCUCCGAGCAAAAGUUAUGAGAGUACAUUCCCUAAUUUGAAGUUACGUCAUGUGGAGCCGACGGAGGAGGUGGAGCGCUUCGAGAGGCAGGUCGAAGAGGGCGAUCUUGCCUCUGGCAUGCGUUUCGUCAAAUUCGAGCGGGUAGUUGUGAAGAAAACUGUGUCGGAGAGCCGGCAGGAGCGCGCCGAGUCGCCGCAGCAUGAGUGGUACUCGGAGUACAAGCACCAGGCGCUGCACACCGCUCCUCGCAAGGACUACAUGAGGAGCAAAUCGGAAUAUGACUCACACAUCGCAGAAAUUCGCGAUGAACAGGAAAGAGUACAAAAGAAAACAUUCGUCAAUUGGAUCAAUUCACAUUUAUCAAAGCGUGUGCCGCCAUUGCGUAUCGACGACCUGAUCUACGACCUGCGCGAUGGCACCAAGCUGCUCGCACUCUUGGAGGUGCUAUCUGGAGAGAAACUGCCAAUGGAAAGAGGUCGCGUCCUACGCCGGCCACACUUCCUAUCCAACGCCAACACGGCUCUCCGCUUCUUGGCCGGCAAGAGGAUCAAGCUGGUCAACAUCAACGCCGCCGACCUGGUGGACGGACGACCCGCCGUCGUGCUCGGCCUCAUCUGGACCAUCAUCUUGUACUUCCAGAUCGAAGAGAACAGCCGGGCACUGGAAUACCUGGUCGGAUCGCGCUGCGCAUCGGUCAUGUCCCAGGAGUCGGGGACGGCCACCCCGACUCACAGGGCCGAGGACCGGUGGAAGCAGGGCGCCAGGAAGACCCUGUUACAGUGGGUGGCGAACGCUUUGCCCAAGGACUCGAACAUCCAAGUGACAGACUUCGGUCCAUCCUGGCGGGAUGGUAUCGCGUUCCUGGCAAUCAUUGACGCCAUCAAAGCGAACCUGAUCAACCUGGCGGAGAUGAAGCGGAAGACCAACAGACAGCGCCUGGAGCACGCCUUUGACGUGGCGGAGAGCGAGCUGGGCAUCGCCAGGCUCCUCGACGCUGAAGACGUGGACGUGGAGAAGCCAGACGAAAGGUCCAUCAUGACAUACGUAGCACAGUUCCUGCACAAAUAUCCUGAACCCAAGACAACAGGACCAGAUGCCGUAGCGGCAGUACAAGAGGAGUACGAAUCUCUUAGAAUGUGGUUGACGGAGCGCGUCACCACAAUUCAAAGGCAAUACGACUCGCGAACGCUUUCGCGAAACUACGACGACUACGUGCGUGCCGAAAAUGAGCGGCUCGCCCGCGAACCGACAUACCAGAAACUCGAAAAACUCAUGUACACACAGAGCCUAGUAGCAAUAGCACCCAAGUCCUGGCGGGAACUCGUCUCGCUCUGGAUAGAACUAGAGAGGCUGCACAGAAGAUGGCUUUGGCUCCUGGACGCAGAUUUGCCUGGAGACUUCAAAGUCAUCGGCGAGUGGCUUGCACGUUCCGAAUACCUUUUAUACUUCGACGAAAUCCCUUCCAACUUGGACGAGAGAACCGCCGCAAUCAUAAGCGAAAAAUUAGAAGAACACAGCUCAUUCUUCGCCAACCUCCCAGAGGUGAUCGAGAGAUUUGAAAGAGCUUUGAGAUCUCCAGAAGCGUCGAGAAUCCCGCCAGAGAGAUUACAAGAUAUGAAAGAUAGGCUUGAGACUGUCAGUCGAAGAGCACCACAACGCAAAGCCAGAUUAAAGUAUUUAGAGCACAAAUGUUGUAUCGUAGCGUUUACAGAACUUACGAGGGCCAAGCUCGCCGCUUGGACCGGUAAAUACGGUCGAGUUGACCAUGUCCGUGCCUUAUUAGAUGACUAUGACAAUUUCGUAACUAAGAAUAAAAUUUUCCAAGAGUUUGAUAGAGCAUACGUGGAUAUAAAGCAAGUAGCAGAUGAGUAUAAGAGAGUGUGUGAAGUAGAUAGGACUGAAGCGAGAGAGAUUGAUGCAUUUUUGAAGGAAGUGUCUGAGACGUGGAGACGGGUAGCCUCAGACGUGAGGUGUGCCCGCAGUGUGCUUGAAGAAGUCAUCGCUCACUGGGAGAGAUGGAACACGUUGGCUGAUGACUUCACCACUUGGUUGGACAAAGCCCAGCAUAUGCUGAGGGUUUCAGAAGAUGAGAGAUUGGAGUUCUUCCACGACCUGACUGUAUGGAAGGAGAAGCACCAGCUGUUGGGUGAUGCAGCAGGAUUCUUAGCUGCCACAUCCUCUGAAGAAAUCAGCUCAGAGAUUAAGAGGAAAUACGUUGAAAUUACUGAACGUUGGGAACGCGUCUGGGAAGAAGCUGAACGCUACGUCCGCGGAGGCGACGCUCUCCGCCACCGGCGCGAGCUAGCUUCAGGCGUGCAAGAGCUGGACAGCUGGCUGGCGGCCGCCGACAACCUGCUCUCGCGGCAGCCGCGCGCCAACACCGCCGACAUCCAGGCCUACAUCGACCAGCUGCUGCAGCUCAACUCCGAAAUAGAACAUCAUGAAGAACUGUUCAAGUCUAUCAGCAGGACUUUCCAAAACGCGAUUGCUGAGUUACCCCGCGAGGAGGUAGAAGGCAACAUGGCGAAAUUGAAGCAGCAAAAAGAAGCACUGGUUCGCGUCAGAGCAACCGUUCCUGUGAAGCUGCACCAGUACAGGCAACUUCUGGUCCAGCAUGAGUCAUUAGAAAGCGGACAGAAGGAGAUCGGGCAAUGGCUAGACAAAGCAGAAGAUGCGCUGAGGAUGGGUGGAGAAACUCGAAGGGAAAUAGUAGAAGAGCGCUACGAGAUCCACCGCUCGUUCUUUUCGCGCACCACGUACUACCGCUCCAUGCUGGAGAGCAAGAACAAGGUGUUCCAGAACAUCGUGCGCGCCGCCGACACCGACCGCAGCGCCGACGUCACCGACCAGGUCCGCCACAUGCGCGACCUCAACGAGAGAUUCGCCCACGUAUCAUCCGAGGCCACGCGCCGCGAGUCGGAACUGCAGCGCCUCGUCCGCGCCUGGGAAGACUUCGAGACCAAGAAGCGGUCGGUCGAGGAGUGGGCCUCCCGGGCCGAGGCCCUGCUGGCCGACAACCGCGUGGACUCCAAGCAAGCCGUGGACUUCCACAAGAGGUUCUUCCAGGGAGCCGACGAGAGGGCUGUUUCCGAGCUGGUGCGGUCUGGACGAGAGUUGCUGGAGCUGGUGAACGAAGAAGACCGUCCCCGCGUGGUGCAGACCGUAGAAGAACUACAGCGACGCUGGCGCGAGUUGCUGGCGCGCGCGCCACCACACCUUAUGCGCCUGGAGUUCCGUUUAGACGAGGCCGUCUUCCACCACUGCAUCAAGGACAUCGAGAAGGAGAUCGUUUAUGAGGAACAGGCCUACAACCAAAGCGACGACGCUGACGGUAUACUCAUCAGGAACGAGGAAUACUUCCGCAACCAAGGCAAGGUUAUGCAGGUGGAACACUGUCUCCAGAACCUGAAGAAGAUAGCGACGAGCUACACGCACCAGACAGGUGACGUCGCACUGGAAGAAGAGCUCAGAAGGUGCGAGCAACAAUGGGAAAGCACCGUACAAAGAGUGGAACACUUCAGGCAGCAACUCCAGAGGAUCCCAGCCAAAUGGGACGCCUACAGGGAGAAAUUCCGGGAAAUGGAGAGGUGGAUGGACCACGUUGACAAGACCAUGGACAGCAUUGUACGAGAGGUGGAUUCCGCAGAGGCGUUCGAACGAGAGAAGACAAUAUUCCAGAACAUCUGCCGUGAAGCGGAUAAGAAACGCGAAGACAUGAAGUGGUUGGUCCAGACAUUGGACAUGUUAUCAAACCACUGCUCAGAGUUAGAAGCUCAAGAGGAACAAAUGAAGCUCGAAAAUCUAAUAGCCAGAUAUAAAAACCUAAUUCCUACAAUAGAGAUCACGAUGAUAAAGACUGAGACUUACACGAGAUGCUACACGUAUCGCAGAGAAGUCCAUGAGGUCAUAUGCAUACUAGAAAGUGCUAAACAACAGGCCAUGAUCGAACCAGAACCACAGUCUUUGCAGCAUGUGGAACAGCUAGUUCUCGAACAGCAAGCAGCAGUGCAAAAGCUUGACCGACAACGGCCUUCUGUUAUGUCUAUGCUGCAACGAGGCAAGGAACUCAUUAAGGAUGCCAACGCGCCUGCGUUCGUCAGAGAGGAUGUAAGAAACCUUGAAAGCGGUUGGAAUACCGCUUAUGAAUCCUCCACUGACAGGCUACACAAAUUACGUGACACCCAAAAAGUAUGGUCUAACUAUGAAUAUCAAAAGGAGGAAUUACUCUCAGAUCUUGACAAGAUCGAGAGCUAUGUUGCACAUCCAGGAUUGGAACUUGGUGUUAGUAACAUUGGACGUGAACUUCAAGAAACUAGAACUAUUAAUACUGACAUCGAAAAGGCAAAAUGUGAAAGACUGCCUCAGUUGCAACAAGCUUAUGCUGAGCUACGAUCUUUGACAGCAAACAAACCCAAGCCAGUGAUCGAAAAAGAUCUUCAAACUAUUGAACGUAAAUUGGACAGAGUAGAAGAUGAAGUACAUACUAAGGUAGAACACCUUGAAAAGUUCAAUGAAGAAUGGGUAAAGGUUGAACGUAAGCUCGAACAUGUAAGAGAAUGGAUAAAGAAAGAAAGUCCAGCUCUGAUCUCACAAAUACAAUCUGAAAAUAUCACUCCCGAAGAACGUGUGGUGAAAUCGCAAGCUCUACAAAAAGUAAUUUCUGAAAAGUUGGAGACUAUUAGACAUGUUGCCGAUCAAGGAACAAAACUAGCAGUUGAACAUAGAGUCCAAGAUGCCAACCGACUUAAAGGUGAAGUGGCAUUGUUAGAAAAAAUGAUGGCUGACCUUCAAAGAUCGACUGAACAUCAGACUAAAGUAGUAGAGCAUGACCUGGCUAGCUGGCAGAAGUAUCAAAAAGGGGUAUCGGAGAUCAAGCCAUGGAUAGAAGAAGCUGAGAUUAAACUUGGUAAUGUACCAAAGCCCACGACCUUGCCUGAAGCACAACAACUACAGCAGCAGUCGCGGGCAUUAAUCACAGAUUGUGACAAACAACUAAUGAACCUACAAAUCCUUUCUAGUGUCAGUCAUCAACUGUCGGGCAAGACCAGUGCUCCUGAUGAAGUAGAUGCUAUUCAUUCGAGAUGGGCUGUGGUCCACGAUCUCGCAGAUCAAUGGCAUAACAAAUUGGACAAAUUAGUUGGUAAUUGGGAAAAUUUCGAACGCGAGGCUGAAAAACUAGAAACUUGGAUAGAAAAUGGCGAAAAACUACUAAGCAGUCGCAGUGUUUCUGUUGAUACACCCCAAGUAGAGAAACUUGACAGAGAACUUAAUAAACUCAAGUCGUUCGGCAAUGAGAUUUCGCAGCAACAAGCAAGGAUUAUUAGUUUAUCACAGACUUGUGAUAAUAUUUGCCACAACAUACAGCCUGAAGGCGCAACUUUAUUGAAAAACAAAGUAUCUGAUAUCAAACAAAGAACAAACUCACUAGCUGAGACUGUCAGAUCUAAAGUGAACGAGCUUUCGGACAAGAUUAUCGUCCGACAAGAAUUCAUGACCAAAUUACAUAAUUUCGACAACUGGAUUACCGAUUUCAGAAGAAAAACUGAAAGUUAUGAUCAGAUUGGUGCUGACAAAGUUGAACCGACACUGCAGUCGAUGCAUGUACUUUCUCAGGAGCAUGCGGCCAAAGAACCAGAAUUCACUGAUAUUUAUAACGAAAUCAAGAAUAUGACACUUUCAUCCCAUCCCGAUGAAUCCCGGUCUUUGAGUGAGACCUACUCAAAUAUAGCUCAGCAUUACCAAGUAAUAGAGAACAAUAUUCAACAAAACAAGGCUGUUUUACAAAAAUGGUCUGAGUUGUUGAACUGGUACGACGACACAAAGCAACAACUUGGUCAUAUUCAAUACCAAAUUGAUGGACCUAAACUAACACCUGAAAGUUACGAAGUUUUGCGACAGGAACUUGUAAAUAUUAUCACAAAGGUACCAGAAUGGAAGAGUCACGUUGCGUUGUUAGAUGGACCUUCAAGAGUCAAAGUUACAGAUCAAAAUACGGGUCGUAUUAUGUCACCGACUAGCUUAGUCAAGGAAGUGGAAAUGAAAGCUGAUGCGUUGCUGAACCAAGUAACUACUAAGAGAGAUCUCGUACAAAAGGUUGGUGCAAGAUGGGACAAGUUUAAUGUUCAACACAACGCAUUAAGCCAAGUAUUGCAUGGAAUCCAAUCUGUUCUCAAUGAUAUGGCUCAAAAACCAGUUCCAUUAACUGAAGCUACUAUUCAAGAUAUGACGGAACAACUUGACAAACUUGACGUUGAAAUGAGAGACAAACAAUCAAUACGUAAAGAGUUGAGAGAAGAAGGGUUACAUUUGAUGAGAGAAGAUCAACCCAAUAUGGGCACAAUUCAAAAUGCGCUGUCUGCAGCUGACAAUAAUUGGGACCAAAUUGUAAAUUCGAUGAGAGACACCAAAAACAAAUAUAUUUUACUGUCAUCGACACUUCAAGAACUGAAAAACUUUACAGUUGCAUUCGAUAGGGAAAUGAAUAGAGCUGAACAACUGUACAAUGAUUCUAAAGAUGCCCCGAAUGAUUACAUGCAAACUGCUCAAGCCUUAGAAAAGGCCAAGAAAUCGUAUGAAAUAUUGAAAAGAUCAAAGGGGCUCUUAGAUCAGAUGGAUGUUAUUAAGCAAUCUAUAUUAAAACAAGCUUCGACUCUGGGAGGUUUCGACACUAGCCCACUUGAAGAAGCAUUUUUGACUUCGCAAACUCAUUGGGAGAAAGUUAAUGAUGCUGCUAUCAAGAGAAUACAAGAUUUAGAAUCUCAGCUUAUUGUUUGGAGACAAAUUGAUGACACAAAGAAUCAAGUUUUAACUUGGCUCAGUGAAACUGGACAAAACUUAUCUAAUGCUUGUGACAACUUAGAAAUUCGAUUUGGUCAAAAUCAUCUUACUAAAUACAAAGAAGAAUUGCCAUUGUACUUGUCAUUGAAAAACAGUAUUAAGGCUAAAUGCGAACAAAUUACGAACUUAAACAAAAACAUACCAGUAGAACAAGUAUCUUCUAUAGUCAACUACUUGGAAUCUGAAUUUGAAGCUUUGCAGAGUCUGGCUGAGAAUUUGGAAAGUGCGGUGUCGUCUUUAGAAACUAAAGAGAACAAAUUGAAGGAUAACAUUAAGCGACUAUCGGACAGUGUCAGCAAAAUCAGAGAUGAUAUAAUUAAAUGUGAUGACAUGACUGGUGAUAAUGCUAAGAUCUUAGACCGUCUUAAGAAGUGUCAAGCCUGUAAGGCAGAGUUACAGAACUUAAACGAUGAAAUUGAUAACUUGACACAAAAUGUCUCUGAAAUGAAUGCCAACUAUCCAGGGUUCUAUGAAUCACUAGUACCAAAAGAAUUGAGUUCUUUGCAAAAACGUUUUGAAAGUGUAGUGAUACACGCUAAUAAGACAGAAACUACCCUUCUGACAUUCUUACAAAAACUAUUCACUGAUAAAUUGGCAAUGUUUAACAGGAAUCUAAAGAUCCUUGAUGAUAAGACAAGGUGGUGUAUGCCUGAUGCAAGCAGUGACAAAUACAACUUGGAAGUGAAAGCAGCCGCCUUGGCUGAUGUUGAAAAUGGUAUUGCUGAGUGUCAGAGCAAGGUGAAGGAAUUAAAGGAAGCCAGCGAAAUUCUCAAAGUAGUCGCGGAGCCUGCAUGUGCUCAAGAAGCCGCUGUACAAACGAACAAAGCACAGAAAAACUUAGAAGUUUUGUCAGCUAAUUGCGACGAAAUUAAAAACAGACUUAAAGAGAACAUUGACGCAUGGCAAGAUUACGAAACUUUAUUGGAAAAUGUGUCUGAGUGGCUCAAGGACAAAGAAAAUACUGUUAGACUGGAAUCUGCCAAUCUCUUGAAUAUGAAUGACAUUGACAGUAAAAUAGUUGACAUGCAGAAUCUUAAUCAAGAAAUUCAAAACUACAACGGUGAAAUUCAGAAACUGACUGGCAUUGGAGAGACAAUUAUGUCUCGGAAUCCAGAUUCAAGAGUUCUGCAAUACAUAAAUCACUUAGUGACUAGAUAUCAAACUGUAGGCAAAUUCAUGGAAAAUCACUUACACCGAUUACAAGAAUUGAAAAACAAUAAGACUAAGUAUGACAAGUCUAUUGCAGACUUUAAAAAUUGGCUUCAGGAUGCAAAUGGCAAGAUCAAAGACUUAGCGGUAAUGAGCAAGCAUGCUAAGCCGACCGCAGCUGAUUUAGCUCAGGUUAAGCAACUCAAUGACAACAAAGAAGUUGGACAGAAAUUGCUAAAUACUGCCAUUGAAUCAGGCGAAGCUCUUUUCAGUGGAAUAACUCCAGAAGGCCGAGAACAAAUCAGAAAUGAAUUAAGAGCAUUAAGAGACUAUUUUGAGGAUUCUGUCGAUUCAUUAAACAAUGUCAUCAAGGAUAUUGAAACAACAAUCAAUAAGAGAUCAUCCUUUGAUGAUACUUUCAAUCAAGUACAAAAAUGGAUCAGCGAUAAAGAAAAAGAGUUAGGAGAGUUCAAAUUGUGCCCGACGCUACCAGAAAAGAAAGCUCAAUUGCAUGCAAACAAGAUAAUGCAUCAAGAAGUUGAUUUACAUCAGUCAAUGCUUUCACAAUUAACUGAAAAGAUCAAAUUAAUGCCAGAUGACGAAGCAGAAAAAAGCUUGUCAAAGACCAUUGAUAGGUACAAGGGCAUGUCUAAAGAACUUGAAAAGAGAAUAGCAACAUGUGAGUCGCAUGUGGCAGAUCAUGAAAAAUAUGUUCAGUCCUUUGAAGAUUGUCGUGAUCGCCUCAAUCACAUCAUUGCUGAAAAUAGUGUGUUAAACUAUGGAGUUGUUACACUGAAAGAAGACGUCGACUCUAAAAUUGCAGCUAUAGGCAAAGUAACUGACAAGGCUACUGAAAUUGAAGCCAUUCUUGAUGGCUUAAAAUCGCAAUUAAAUGUUGUCUUACAAACCACAAGCUCGAACGGCCACCCUGUUCUAAUUAGUGAAUAUGAACAGCUUCAAACUACGUGGGAUCAGUUUGCAACACAAUGCAAAGAACAAGAUAAGAAACUCAAAGAAACCUUGAAGCAGUGGAAUGAAAGUCAAAAGACAUUAGAUGAAUUAGAAGAAUGGCUUAAGCUCAAAGAAAAUCAAGUCAGAGAUCAAAGCUUGAAGAGCAAUCUGGAAGCUAAAAUUAGCCACUUACAGAAAGUUAAGGAGAUUCAGGGUGAGUUAGCAGCACGAAGCCCUGAGUUCACCGCUUUGACCAGCAACAAACAAGUUGCAAGUGAAUCUGAUCUUACAAACAAAACUUCCAAAUUGGCUACAAGAUACCAUACAUUAAACAACCUAGUCAAUGAAAUAAUUUCUAAAUACGAAGUAUUCGUGUCAGAACAUCAAGCAUUCGAAAAUGAGUACGACAAUAUGGAAACUUGGCUAGCUGGAAUGCUUGGUGAGUUACAAGAUCUCAAUGAAAUCGUUGGUGAUUAUGCUGUUUUACAAGAAAAACAAAAUAAGGCUAAAGAACUUUAUGAAACCAGAAAUAAGAAGACACCAGUAUUUGAAGAAUUCCUGAGCUUAGGAGAGAAACUAUAUACACAUACAAGCCCAGAUGGCCGUGAAGUUAUCCGCCAGAAAAUUAGAAAGAUCAGGACUUUAUGGGAUAGCUUUGGUGACAGCUUCCAAGAAACUGUUAACAAAUUAGACCAGUGUCUCUUACAGUUCUCAGACUUUUCCUUGGCUCAAGAACAGCUAACUAAAUGGCUCAAAGACGUUGAAAAGGCAAUGCAACGCCACACUGAACUUAAGGCAUCACUUGAAGAAAAGAAAGCUCAAUUGCAAAAUCACAAAAUAAUGCAUCAAGAAAUAAUGACCCAUCAACAACUAGUCGAGUCUGUUUGUGAUAAAGCACAACAAUUAGUGGAUCAAACACAUGAUGCAUCGUUGAAUGUUUACUUACAAUCUAUAAAACAACUGUUCCAAAAUAUCGUCACUAAAUCUCAGAACCUUCAAGACAACUUAGAAGAUUGUGUAAAGCGCCACGAAGAUUUAGUACGUCUUAUCCAGCAGUACAAAGAUUGGUUAGGUUCCCAGUCAGAAAAAUUACUUGACAUUGAAAAUGCAACUGGAGAAAAACCAGAAAUCAUUAGGAAACUCCAGUCCGCUGUUGCAUUAAAGGAUAUUGAGAAAAUCGGAUCCAGCAAGUUGGAUGAAAUCAGAAAUGUUUUCUCUGCUGUUAGCAAAAGCACGUCAGAAUCUGGUAAUGCGGCAAUUAAAGCUGAAAUUGACAAUUUACUAGAUCAGUUGCGCAAUGCCGUUCAAAGUAUUGGAACGUCAGAGCAAAAAUUGAAACAUACUUUAGAAAUUUGGAAUAAGUUUGAUGUCUCCAUAGAAUCUAUUACUGAAUGGCUUAAAAAUAUGGAAUCUAAAUGCAGAGAUCAAAGUCUUUGUUCAACAUUGCAAGAAAAAGAAGCGCAACUAAAGAGAUAUGUAGACCUUAGAAAUGAGAUCAAUGCCAAGGAGAAAGAGAUUGAUGCAUUUGUUGAUGAAUCUCAUAGCCUUAUCCAAUUAAGUGGAGUGGAACGCUUGAAACCACUCGUGACUCAAGUGAAUAGUAGAUACCAACAACUUCACUUGAUUUCUAAAGACAUAGUCAACCAUUGGUCUGAAUUGGUUGGUGAUCACAGAAAGUAUGUUCAACUGAAAAGUGAAUUCGAAACGUGGCUCAGGCCGUUGGAAGAACAACUAUCACAAAUGGUCACAAAGGAAGACAAGCUUAGCAUUGAAAGCAAAGGAAACAAGCUGCAGGUAUUUUUAAUGGAAAGAGAUAAUGGUGAGCACAAAAUAGGAAUUCUGACAAGUGCUGGAGACAAAGUUCUCCCUGAAACAGCAGCUAACGGCAGAGAGAAUAUCCGAUCUGAAAUAAGAGAUCUUAGGGAACGGUGGGAUAAACUGAACGACACAAUCCUCCAGCAACAGAAAGAGUACGAAUCUCAGACAUUGCAAUGGUCAAGUUACCAGGACGUACUUCAGCAAACUUUGUCGUGGUUGGAUGAAAAAGAAAAGAUUGUUGAAAAUGAAGAAAAAUCUGUGCUCAAUUCCGCUCAAGAAAUAAAGUCAAAAUUACUUAAAAACAAGACUUUGUUACAAGAAAUUUACUCACACAAAAGGGUUAUUGAAACAGUUACCGAAAAAGCUAAAUCGGUAGCUGCUAACUUACACUCUGGGAAAGAUGAGGGUGAUGAUAUGUCUAAAAUAAUUCAAUCUGUUUGGGACAGAUACAACGCAUUAACAAACAGGUUGUCUGGGAUCAUCGAUAAGCACGAGAAAACAUUCGAGAUAUAUCAACAAUUCUCAGACCAACAAAAAUCUCUACAAGACUAUCAGAAGCAUCUGUGGGAUCGUCUUCAUUUACUGUCAGACUUCACUGGAAAUAAAGCAGCUCUACAAAGUAAACUGGCUAAAAUUCAAGAGCUUCUGGAUGCGAUACCAACAGGCAACAACAAGCUGAAGAUUUUAUCAGACUUGAUUGAAAACAGUUCAUCUAAAUUAUCACCAAGAGGGCGUGAAGGUAUGUCCAGAGAGUUGGCAUUACUCAAGGCUGAUUUAGAAAAGUUCACUGCGACAGUGCAUGAAGUGAAGCGAGGUAUUGAAGAUAAGAUACAGCAAUGGAUUGAGUUCGAAAGUGCAAAUGACAGGUUACAGCACUGGCUAACAGAUACUGAGAUGAGCUUGAAAACAUACACUCCCAAGGCGACUCUAGAUGAGAAAAUUGAUCAACUCAAUAAAUAUCAGGAAUUGAGUAAAGCGAUUGAUAAUCACGAAAAUGAUUUGAGCGCUGUCAUAAGACUCGGGGAAGCUUUGGAUCAAGCUAUUUUGGCUAACUUGAAGAAGACUGAAAAUGACGUAGACAAAUUAAGCGAUGAAUUCAGUGAUUUGAUCGAAAACUGUAACGACACCAGGAUCACAAUGAACUUGCAACAAAUGACUUCUCGAUUCCAAUCAGUACAGUCGACAGCCAAAGAGUUGGUGAAGAAGUGUGAACAAGCUGUCAACGAUCACAGUGCGUAUCAAGAGAAAUACAACCAAUGUACAGACUGGAUUAAGUCAGCACAGCACAAGUUUGAAGAAUGUAAUAAGAAAAUCUCUAGCACACCAGAAGGCAUAAGUGCCAAGCGAGAAAGUCUUAACGAUUUGCUUAGCCAACGACGCAAUGCUACUCUGCUUGUGAACAACACAGUCGAACUAGGAGAAAAGUUGUAUCCUUCUACAUCACCUGAAGGUAAAGAAUUGAUUGAACAACAGCUUCAAGACAUCCAACAAUCUAUUGACAACUUGUAUGAUAAUAUCACAAAGGCCGAAAGAGAUUUGGAUUCUGAAUUGAACAAGUGGUCAUCAUUUGAUGAUAAUCUGAAGACUGUGCAACAAUGGUUGUCAACGGCCGAGAAGAACUUACCAAAAGAAAUUGAAUUAAAGGCUACAUUGGAUGAAAAGCGUAAUCAAUUAAACGUCUACAGGACAUAUCUUCAAGAUGCUAUCGCCCACCAACAAGACAUAGCUAACUUAGAAGCUCGUGCUCAAAGCUUACCAGACAUUACAAAAGAUAUUACAAAGGAAAUAAACCAACUGAAACAAAGACAUGAGACCAUACUUACACGAGCGAAAUCAUUUGUUGAACAAUAUGAAGCUAUUGUUAAUAACCAUCAACAAUACACUAAAGCGGUUAUGGACUUGCAAGAAUGGGUAGAAGCUACACAUAACACUGCGCAGCUGUGGGGAGAUGUUAAUUUAGAGCGCGUGGCACUAAGUAGCAACUGUGAGAAGCUGAAAUCUUUGCAAUUAAGUUUGCCAGAAGAGAAGGCUCGUAUUGACAAGAUACGUUCCAUAGGAGAAAAAGUUCUUCCUGGUACUAUUAGUAAUGGGCAAGCCAAUAUUAGAAACCAAAUUGAUGCUUCUCAUCAAGAAUGGGAAGGCUUAGUUUCGUUUAUUAACAAAACUAUUGAAUCUCUUGAAAAUAAAAUACAGCAAUGGAAUGAGUAUGAAAACAUGAAAGACCAAUGCCUAGCCUGGAUUAGGAAUACUGACACACAGAUUCAUGCUGUUGACUUAAAAGCGACAUUACAAGAAAAGCAGGAGCAGUUUAAGAAGUUCCAAGAGUUACAAGGGGAAGUACGUGCUAAGGAACUUGAAAUCGAUAAUAUAACUGAAAAAGCACAGCAUUUAUACACGGGAGUGCUUGGGCCUCGAGGUUCACAGAUAUCCGAUCUUGCAGUUAAAUAUCAAACUCUGUCUCAAAAAGUUAAGGACUUAACUAAUAGGUGGCAACAGUAUGUUAAAACCCACCAAGAGUUUGCUAGUAAUGUUACUGAAUGUUCCCAAUGGAUCGAGGAACUAAGAGACAAGUUGGACUUCUGUGCUGACCUCAGCUCUAGUUCUCAAGAUGAUUUAGAAACGAAAUUAGUUUUGAUACAGAAUUUGUUGCUAACAAAAGAUGAAGGAUUUACGAAAGUGCAAUCACUUGUUGAACUUGCGCAGAAUGUAAUGGCAAACACUGCACCUGCUGGCCAUGAAGCAAUUAAUAACUCGCUUAUUGCCUUACAAGAACAAUGGUCAGCAUUAUUGUCCAGAAUGAUUGAAACAAAGAGCAUGUUAGAUGAUUCUGUGACUAAAUGGGCUGGGUUCUUAGAACAAAUUCAGUUGAUCGAGAAGAGCAACAACUGGCUUGAGAAUAUGUUAGCUGAAUUAACUCCAUAUGAGUCCUCCAUGACUGAUAAACGAGGUCAACUGGAAAAACUAAAGGAAGUUGAAGAAAAAGCCCGAUGCGAUCGUCUUGAUGUCGACACAUUGAAAGCUAAGGCCGCUGAAAUGAUAGCUAGUGGUCAGCAAAACCAAGCAGCAUCGAAAGCUCAAGAAACGCUUAAUAAGUUCGAUACACUUUACGACCGAGUCAAGAAACUGCUUGCUGACCGAGAAGAGCAGUACAAGGACCACAGGCUAUACAAAGAAGCGCAUGAUGAACUUAUUCAAUGGUUGACCAGAGCUCGAGAAAAGGUUCCAUCUUUGAAGUCUAAGCCAUUGAGCGACAAAUUAGCAAUUGAGAAUUCAGUAGCGCCUCUUGAUGCGUUGAUAAAUAAACAAGCUCAAGGUGAACUGUUGCUGGAACACCUGCAACAUACUGGAGAGGUGGUCCUUGCUAGUACUUCACCUGAAGGACAAACAACAAUCAAAAAUGAAAUGAAAGCAUUGAAAGAAAGCUUUGACGAUCUUUUCAAUGAAAUUAAACAACAAAAGAGCCAAUUAGAGGAAACUGUUAAUCAAUGGCGCGAAUACAAAGAUGAAUAUGAAAGGCUUUCAGAUUGGUUACAACAAAAAGAGAUUCUUAUUAAAAACCAUAAACUGGCAUUGCUUGGAACUGCAAAAGAAAAAGGCGCCCAGGUUAAUGAAGUCAAAGAAAUUGUUGAUCAAUUAAAUAAAGGUAAGAAAGAUAUUGAAACGUUCAAUGCUUCAGCAUCGGGUCUAUUGGCGUCACAUCUUGAUACAUAUGUUAACAACCAAUUGAGGCAUCUGAAUUCAAGAUAUCAAGUUUUAGUCAAUAUGGCUAAUGAUGUUCUGAAGAAAGUAGAAACUAAUUAUGAACAACAUCAAAACUACGAUGAAAACUAUGCCAAAACUAAGAAAUGGAUCGAUGACGCCUGGGAAAUCACCCGCAGUGGCAGUGAAGCUGGCAGCAAUAGCAGUAAGGAAGCAUUACAAAAACGUUUGGAACAAAUAGAAGACUUGUUGAAACGUCGCGAAGAAGGCCAGAAUUUAGUACAUGCUACUGUAAAUAGUGGUGAAAAAGUUCUAAGAAACACAAGAUCUGACGGUAAAGACAGAAUUAACACUGAACUCAAAGAAUUGCAAAACGAAUGGGAUCGUUUAGUCAAAAAGAUGACGACAGCUAAAGUUCAUUUAGAGACGGCCCUACUGCAAUGGGCCGAUUAUAGCUCAAGUUAUUCACAACUCCAGCAAUGGAUACAAGACAGAGAAGCAAAACUUCAAGAAGUGUGUGAGCAGAAAGUCGCCAAGUCAAAGAAAGGUCAAGACCGUCUUGCUGGUCUUACAACAGGCCUCAGCCUUGGCGAAAGAAAAGCUACACUCCGUCAAACAAACAAUAUUGUUCAAGAUAUCGUUUCGUUUGAACCCAUGAUUCAGUCUGUAACUUCUAAGGCUUCGGAACUUAUGCAACAAGCUCCGGCAUCUGAAAUCACCAGCAAAUAUGAAACGCUAUCUAAACAAGCUAAAGACUUAUAUGAAAAACAAAAAGAAACAGUUGAACAGCACCAGGCCUUUAUUGACGCUGGUUCAGAUUUCGUCCAAUGGAUUAGGGCUGCUAAGGAAAGGUUAGGCAAGUGCUCUGAUGCAACCGGAGAUAAGGAAUUUUUAAGUAGUAAGAUAUCUCAACUUAAAGUUUUGGAAAGUGAAUUACCGGAAGGACAAGCAAAAUUACAAAAAGCUCUAGAACAAGGAGAGAUAUCAUGUGCAGUAGCAGAUGAGGAAGACAAAGAAGAAAUAGAGGAAGAAGUAGCUCUUAUGCAAGAGGAAUACGAUACCUAUGUUGAGCAGCUGAAAAACACCAAAGCAUUGAUUGAAGGAGGUAUUGUAAAAUGGACUGAAUAUGAAGAGCAGUACAAGGAAGCCUUGGAUUGGUUGUCAAAGACUGAAAAACUAGUACAAUCAUUUAAUAAAUUGCAAAAUAACUUGGAGCAAAAGAAAGUGGUUCUGGAGGAAUUCCAGGGACAUCUGCAAAUGUUAUUCGACUGGCAAGCUGAACUUGACAAGCUCAACGUUCACGCGCAGACUUUGUUGGAAACAUGUGCAGACACCAGGAUUUCGAACGGAAUUACUCAAAUCACAACAAAAUACAAUGCUUUACUGUCUCUCGCUAAAGAAGUUAUGAAGAGACUUGAACUCCAUUACCAGGAACAUCAACAACACAAUGCCCUGUAUGGAGAAUGCCAAGAUUGGCUUGACAGAACUCGCGAGAAACUUAACCAGUGUGCUGAAAUACCAAACACUUUACAAGAAGUUAACAACAAGCUUAACACCGUUAAACUUCUACGACAGUCUUUGGAACAAGGUCAGAAUAAACUAAGAUACUUGUUGGAAUUGAAAGAGAAGGUCAUUAUGAACACGGAACAAGCAGGCGCAGCUAAGAUCCAGGAAGACACAGAUAACCUAAAACAAGAGUUUGACAAAUUGAUUGCUGAUUUACAAGACGUCCGCAAUAAAUUGACCACCAGAGCUGGACAGUUUGACGACAUUUCAAAGAUCCACAAAUUACUGGUCGAAUGGCUAGAUGAUAUUGACCAGAAAAUACAAUCAGACGAUUCUUUGAUGAAUGACCUAUCAGAGAAGAAGGCUAAGCUGGAGAAGUUCAAAACAUUCAACAGGGAUAUUGAUUCUCACAACGAUCUCGUUAAAAAGCUGACUGAAAAGUUACAAGAAGACGGAUCUUUGAAAUCAAAAGAAAUUGAAGAUACGUUAAAACGCUACGAUAACAUAAGGAAGACAGUUAACGAGAUGAUCGCUAAACUCGAAGAAUACGUUAAUUCCCACAUACAGUACAAAGAAUCGUACGACAACUUCUAUGAUUGGGUUCGUAAUUGCAAGAUAGAAAUCCAGCAAUGCUCUGAUUCUCACGGAGAAAAAGAAGAAGUUCAAAAGAAACUAAAGAAUGUGAAUAAAAUUAUUGAAUCAUUGCCUAAGGGAGAAGCUCUUUUGAAGAAAACAAUCCAACAUAGCGAAGCUGUAUUAAAAACAACUGGUAAUGAAGGAAAGGAUAACAUCAAUCAAGAAAUCAAACAGUUGCAGAUUGAGUGGGAGAACUUGCAACAGAUUUGCAAGGACACCAAGAAGUUGCUAGAAAAGUGUCUGUCCGCUUGGUCAGAUUUCCUGGAAACAUCUGAGAAGAUGAGCAAAUGGGUCAAAGAUUUCGAUAACAAGCUUAAAGGAGUACAGAAAGUAGACAAAAUCACACCUGAGCAUCUCGAUAAGUGUCGCGAACUUUUGGCAGAAGCUCUUAGAAACAAACAUGUUUUGGAAGAGCUUAACGAUAGGUGUGAGAACUUAAUGGAGUUGAGCGCCUGUGCAUGGGUCCGCGACAAGACAGUCACUUUGCAAACUGAAUACACGACUCUCCUGACUAAGAUACAAGGCCUUGUUUCUAACGGAGAAAAGAACCUAUCUGAUCAUACAGAAUUCAUUAAGGCCAAGGAAGAUCUACAGAAAUGGCUAGAAACAGCUCACGGAACAGUUCAAGAUUCGAUAGGAGUAGGUGACAUUGAUACCACAAAGGAUAAACUUGAAACCAUCAAGCUUGUAAGCAACAGAAUGACUGAAGGACAUCACUUGCUCGUCGUCCUUCAAGAGGCAUUCAAGAAAGCUCUGAACAACACUCCCCCUGAAGAACAAGAUGGUUUACGAAAUGACGUUAAACUUUUGCAGGAGAGCUGGGACCAACUUAAGAUUGACUUGAAUUCCAUUACAGUACAACUGAAGGCUGCUAUUGGAAAAUGGGAAGACUUUGAAGAAUCUAAGAAUAAAAUGAACCAAUGGAUUAAGGAUACUGAACAGAACUUGGAUAAAGUUCCUCCUACCAGUGGCGAGCUUGGUGAAAUGAAGACUUUAUUAGAAAAAUACAAGCACAUAGAAGAUGAAAUCGACAAUAAGAAACCAGAGCUAGAAAGGCUAAAGAGUGAAGCCGCUGAACUGAGUAGCUGGGCAAAGAAACCAGCAGUCAAAGAAUCUGUUACAGAAAUCGAGAAAAAAUGCAAUGCAUUGCGCGCUAAGUGCGCAGCAAAGAAAGCUGAACUCGAGUCUGAUAUCAAAGACUACAAUCAAUACCACCAAUCGCUACAAGACACUGAAAAAUGGCUGUUACAGAUUUCAUUCCAACUUAUGGCUCAUAAUUCCCUGUACAUUUCUAACAGGGAGCAAACAGAAGAACAGUUGGCUCAGCACGCUGUUUUGUUAGAUGACAUUCAGAAGUACAGAUCCACUCUUGACGACCUGGAAGCUAAAGGUAAAGCGCAGAUUGAGAGGUACCAAGCAACGGCGCCAUCAAUCAAGGACACUGUAGGAAAACAGCUGAAGAACGUUAACGACAGUCACAAGUCUCUGUUAGCCACGGCGCUUCAGAUCGAACGCCGGCUACGCGAGGGGCUUGCCAAAUUCAAGGAAUACGAAGACACUCUUGAAAGCAUUUUGAACAACUUAGAUGAGUGCGAGCCUGCUAUCACCGAGCUUGAUGUACCGGUCGACGGCCUGUCGCACGGUCGUGAGCUUCUGGACAAAGCGAGGGCUCUGCACAACCGUCUCCAAACGGAAAAGAGUCGUCUUUCGGCGGCGGUAGCGGCGUGCUCGGCGGCCGCCGCGUCGGUGUCGCGACCGUCAUCGCCCGCCGACUCCGCGCCGCUUCCGAUCCCGCCGCGUGAACUACACGUGCGCGCGCGCCUCGAAGACCUCAUCGACCAGAAGCGAGUUAGCGAUGUCGGCAGCGCGCCGCGCAUCCACGAAAUUCUUAAAAACCUGGAGACACCAGAGUUCAACGAAAAGCUAACGGCUUUCGAACAAAGGGUACAAAGCCACUUGGAAACGCUGGGUGAUGCAGUGCACGGAAUGGAAGAAGCUAUGAAGCAAGUGGAUGAGAUCCAGGAAUGGAUAAAUGUGCACAACGCGCUGGCCCGCGACUGGCUCGCCAACCCGUCCAAGCUGCGCCCCGAGGCGGCCAAGCAAGACAUGGCUGCCAUGAGCGACGCACUGGUCUCCUUGGGAGAGAAGAGAAACAGGUUGCUCACUGAAAUUCCUACAGAAGGGCUAGAAGACGAAAUCAAUCUCGAAGAAGAAUUAGAUAACUUGGAAGUGAACAUUGUCAAAGCUAUUGAAAGAGAAAAGGGCAACCAAGCAAUCAUUGAUGACUACAGACACAAGUGUCAAGAAAUCCACGAUUGGUUUGACUCUGUUCUAAAGAAGAUGAGUCUAGCUGACAAGGGCUCCGGUCUCUCGUGUGUUCAAAAGUUGAGUGCGCUGAAAGACUUGUCGGCUGAAUUCGAUCAGUCUGGCAAAGAUAAGGUCGACAACAUCAAGACCAUCGGCUCUAAAGUCAUCAAUAUUGUCAGCAACUUAGAAUCACAGCAAGUUGAGGAACAGAUGAAAUCCGUGGAGCGAAGGUAUAACGACAUCGCAAAACGCAUACAACGUAAAUUGCACAUGCUUGAAAUCACAUACAAAGCGAUUGAUGGAACGAAGAGCGAAGUCAACGCACAGAAUGAAUGGAUGCAAAAAGAAAUUGACAACAUAUUACAUCCGGAACCAUUAAGCUACGACAGCAAGUCAGCUAAAGAGCGUCAGAAGCAGAUUGCAAACUUGUUGAAAGAAACCGAUGGAAAGAAAACUGUCAUUGACUCGUUAGAAAAGAAAGUCAGUACCAUUCAGGCUGAGCUGGAACCAUCGGAACAAAUGCAAUUAGAGUCUGAACUAUCUGAAUUAGCAUCUAAGCAAAAGCAACUGGCUUCUUUGAUCAAACAGGAAAUUGAAAGAUUAGGUGGCUGUACUGAGGACAGGAAGAAACUAGAAAAUGAUAUCGAAAAAGCUAAGAACUGGCUGAAAGCAAAACUUGCAGAGAUCAAAAAGUUAGGUGGACCAGUACCAUUGGAAGCUGCAAAGGUAGAAAAAGAAAUUGCCGUACACAAGAAACACCAAGGUGAACUCUCAGACUUCCACAAUGACAUUCUAGCUGAAGUUAUGCGUCAAGGUAACGCAGUAUCCAAAGACUGCUCACCUGAAGAUCGCACUAAACUACAAGCUAUUUUAGAAGAUUUGAACAAGACCUACACUUCUGCUAAAGUAGAUAUUGAUGAUAAAUUGUCGGCAUUGAACAAACUUUUGCAAGGAAGAAAUGAGUUCGAGGCUGAUGUUGCUAAGUGUCAGAGCUGGCUCAAUGAAGCUGAAGUUGCUGCUACUCCUGAACUUAGAACUACAAGUCUACAAUUAUUAGAAGAACAGCUAGCCAAGUUUGAGAAACUAAGUAAGGAGGCAGUAGAUGUCGAUAAGAACAUAUCGAAAAUCAAAGACAAAUCAAAAGAUAUUAUGGAGACAUUAUCAGACUCUAACAAACUACAACUUAAGGAACAAGUCAACAUACUCUCAGAUAAGUUUGCAAGAAUCAACGCCAUCAUCAAUGACAAGAAGAACAUCUUACUUAAACAUAUCAAGGAGUACAAAGACGCAGCUGCUAAGAUUGCUGCUGCACUCGAAUUCCUCAAUGAAAUUCAGAACAAACUCAAAGCUCUUAAUAAACCUAUUGGAAGCAAAGUAGAAGAUGUGAUUCCUAUUAUUCAAGCGUAUGAAUCAAUACUUGCUGAUCUCAAAAAGAACAAAGCUAUGCUCAAAGAAUUACAAGGUGGAAAUCUACAUGAUCUACAAGAUAUUCUUACACAACAAGACGAUUUAAUGGACACUAUUGAAGAUCAGAUAUCUAAAUUGAAACAACUGUUGCUACUGCGUGAACAAUUCUUUGCUCUUGUUAAAGAAAUUGAAGAGUUCAUUGCUAAGUACACUGACCUUACAGCUGAAAUUGAGAAAUCAAAUGAUACACUUGACGAGAAAAUUAAGCGGUACGAUGACAUCAUACUUAAAAUUCAAGGCUGUGAGGCUUUGUUGGCCACGGCUACAGACAAGGGUCAACAAAUUGCCGCCGAAGGUACUGUGAUCGAUAGGAAUAACAUAACAGAACUACUCCAGUCAUUGAAACAACAGCUUCUAACUCUGAGAAGGACCGUGGAAUCAAAACGGCAAGAGCAUGAAAGAGCUGCAGCGGAACAUAAGAAACUGGCUUCAGAUCUCGCUGAAAUACUGCAACAACUUCACGACAGUGAGUCCGCUGUGCAUUCGCGACCACUUCUUAAUAGAGACGUUGCGAGUGUCGACAAGAAGCUUGUCGAACAUGCUACGCUAGCUAAGAACAUGCAAGCUUGCUUAGACAAGUUCACUAAGAUCACAGAUAUUAUCAAGAAUGACGACGGCAUUCCUGGAUCGUUGCUGGAAAUGGUAUCUGAAGGCAACUCUCUGAAGACGUCACUGCCCGCUGAACUGGCUAACAGGGAAAAAUACCUGCAAGAUAACAAGAAGAACCGACAGCAGUACUUACAGUUAGUCGAAAAAUUGAACAUCUGGGUGAACGAAGCGAAUAUUCGCCUCGAUAUGGGCAAGAACGGAACAGACUUUGAAAAUAUCGAGGCAGAUCUUGAGGAACACAAGUCAUUCUUUAACACUUCCGAGCCAGAAAUGAAGGAUUUGGUCGGGAAACGUAUGCAGGACAUCGUUGAUAAGAUCUGGCCGUCUCUUGCGACACCCGAGCAGGAAGAGUUGUCUAAAGACCACCAGAAACACAACCAACUUCUGAGGAACACUUUGAAUUCCGCGAAGUCGAGACAAGCGCAGCUGGAGCAGGACCUGGAGAUCUGGAAGGACUUCUGCCAGCUGGUGGAGAAGAUCAAGGCGAUCCUGGACAAGAACGAUAUCGAGGAUGAAGCCGUCACGACCGUCGAUGAGCUCAGGGUCCAUCUGGAGAACUUGAACCGCGCGAAGAAUGAUUUAGAGAACCAGCAGCCGCUCUUGGACGUGCUCCGAGAGCGGGCGCGCGAACUCGGCAGCGCCGCCGACGCGGCCAGCGGAGAGAGGGUCGAGCAGAAGACCAGGGAGCUAGCUGACAGAUGGAACGUUGCUUCGGAAGGUCUUGCCAAACGCGCGGCCAUCGCCGAGCACCAGCUACAACGCUGGAGCCAGCUCCUGGACGUGCAGAGGAGCCUGGCCGCCGGCAUCACCGCCGCCUCCGACCGCCUAAGGCAGCUCGACGCUACCCCCAGCACUAGGAGGAAGGCACUCGACUCCAGACAUGCUUUGCAGGAGCUGCAGAGCGAUGUGGAAAGCCUGGAAGAGUCCAAGGACGAACUUCUGGAACACGCCGAUUUCAUUGUGGCCUUCCUGAAGAGCCACUCUGGACAGGCUGCGGAAGACACGGACGCCACUGUCAAGGAACUCGUGGAAGCGUAUGAAAAAUUGCGACAGACAAUAGCGGCGAGGCUCGCGGAAAUCGACAAGAUUGUUUCUGAUUUCGACCGAGUGUCGGAGAAGAUAGACGAACUCCGGCAGUUGAUCGAAGUCUCCAUUGCCAAAGUCAAGACUUUCUACGUAUUCGGCGAGGACGAAACGGAAGGCGUGCGCGCAUUAACCAAAGAAGUAUCCGAUUUGGUCGAGCGCACCAAGAAUUUCACCGAGGAGAGCAGGAAGCAAUACGGCGGAUCGGCGCCAGCUGACGUAGCGCAGGAGUUGUCAGCUUUGGAAUUAUCUUCGGAGGCGUUGGCCGCGGCGAUGGAAGAAAAGGAAAGGGAAUGGAAGCGUGCGCGCACAGCUCGCUCCGAGUACGCCACGGAUGUCGAAGACGUUCAGGCGUGGAUCAAGGCAGCCGAGCUGACCGCGCGAGAUCGCACAUCGCCGCCGGAGCCCUACAGAGAGCGCCUCGUGGCAACCAGAUCUGAAGUGCCAAACGUCGCCGACCGAGUCGAGCGUCUGACGCGCAACGCGCGCGCUAUCGUAGAAGGCAGCCGCGACGCCGGCGAGAGGCAGCUGGUGCAGUCCACUGUCUCGGCGCUCACGGAGCAGUUCGCGGCCGUGUGCAGCGAGCUGGAGGCCCGGCAGGCCGCCAUCGAGGACGCCUGCGACGCCGUGGCGCGCUUCCUCGCGCUGCUAGAGAAAGUCCUGCUUUGGGUCGAGACACAACGUGCAUUCCUAGCGCGGCCACUCCCAUUGGCCGACUUGCAGGAGGCGCAGCAGAAACAGACUGAAUAUGGGAACGCGCUCAAGAGUUGCAAGCAGCAAGCCAAAAACUUAGCGGACAUGGCCAAAGAAAUAGAGGCAAUCGAACGCGUAACGAGUCCGGGAGACCUCCCAUCGAGACUCGAAUCGGCCGAGAACGCCACCGUCGACGUCGAGAAGAGACUCGCGAAGACCAACGGCCUGCUCCAGGAGCUCGCAGAGGAGUGGGAGAGAUGUGAGAAGAAGCUGAAAGACGCCGGCCACUGGCUCGAGGCGACCGCGCGGACGCUCGAGAUGCCGCAGAACGCGAAGAAGCCGCUGCGCGACCGCCUCGCCCUGCGGGAGAAGCUCAUAAACGACAUCUCCACGCAAAAAACAAAGAUCUCGUACGCCGUCGAGAAACUGAACGUGCACUUCGGGCCGGACGGCGUGGCGGCGGGGUCGCGCGGGCCCGAGGGCGUGGAGGCGAGCGCGCGCGCGCUGUCGGCGUCGCUGGACGCGCUGAGCGCCAGCACGGGCGCGCAGACGGCGGCGCUGGCGGCGGCGCUGGCGCAGGUGGAGGCGUACUGCGCGGACGUGGGCCGCCUGCGGGCGCAGCUGCUGCAGGCCGAGCAGCACCUGCGCCACGCCGCGCAGCCGCACUACGCGCCGCGCGAGCCCGAGCGCGCCCAGCAGCAGCAACAGGAAAUCGCCCGGCGUAUCGAAGAGCUGACUCGAGCUAUCUACGAGCUGGACCCGUACUUCGUGAUGGCGGCCCCGGGCGGCGCGGCGGCGGACGAGCGCGUGGCAACUCUGAGCAUGCUCGUGUCGAGCGGCGCCCGCGCCCGCGCCGCCCGCCGCGCGCGCUCGCCGCAGCGCCGGCGCGCCGCCAGCCCCGCCUGGCUGCUGGCCGGCACCACCUACGCCGAGAUAGUCAGAGGCUGCGGCUCGCGAUCCAGCUCGAUUGGAUCUAGACAACCCAGCGCUCAGAGGCAACCCAGCGCACAGAGACCGGACAGCGCUCAGAGGGACACCAGUGCACAGACGCAACUCAGCGCCCAGGCGCAACCCAGUGCCCAGAGGCAACCGAGCGCCCAGAGACAACCGAGCGCCCAGAGACAACCUAGCGCCCAGAGACAACCUAGCUCCCAAAGGCCACCGAGUGCCCAGAGGCCGCCGAGCUCCCAGAUAGCGACCCCAGAACCCGAACCGAAACAAAAAAUUGAUUGGAACUUGCUUAUGGAUGUGGACACUCGCCCGAGUGAUGAGUUUAGUGUUACCGUGCAGUGUGACCCACCGGACGACGAGCCCGGUGGAUAUAGUGAGACUCGCGUGUGCGACCUCAGUGAAAGUGAACCGUGUGUGUGGGACAACAAGAAAAUGUAUGCGUCUUCUGUUGUCCCCGUGGAUUGCCAUGAAGUGCCCGGAUAUGACGUAGGGAAGCCUGGUAUUGAAGUGUAUAAUGAGCCAUUUGUAAACUUGGACGUGCAAACAGUUCAAGAACUAGGGGACUCGCCGUCACGAACUGUUGUCGAAUUAAGUCCACCGGAAAGGGAUCAGAGGUCUGCUAGCCCUGCGACGAAAUAUCGGUCACAAGAUUUAUCGUACGCAGAGAUACUGGCAUUGGGCUUGCGAAAACAAUCUAAAAGCCACAGUGUCAUGUCAUUGCCAAAGCCACAAGUUGCACAAGUGGAGUUAGUCAAAGAAAUCAUUGUAGAAUGCGUUGAAAAGACUCCGGUUCAAAAUCCAGAGCCAAGAAUUGAGCGUUUAGAUUCAUCAUCUAGAAUAAAACCAGAACGGCCGGAUAAACCGUUCCAACGCAGUCGCUCUAGAGACAUGCCUCGACAGCGCCGUGCGCCUGAAAAGCGACCAACCAAGGCACAUGACGUGCAAACCUUGAAGAAAAAGAAAACCUCAAAAAAGGUUAUAGAAGUUCAAGACUUUGAAGAUGCUCCUGAAUUCGAGCAAUCUAUUGAAAUAACACCUACUUCAAUUCCGGCUAAAAUACAUGAAAAAGAAAGCGUUGAAUCUUUUAGUAAAGAAGUUACGAAAAAAAUUCAACAUAGCGCUACUGUAGUUGAAACAAUUACAGAAAUAGUAACAGUUGAUGAUUUGAAAUCAGAAGCUUUGGAAGCGGACUCUGAACGCAAAAAGUCUAAGAAAAAGAGUAAAUCUAAGAAAAAUAAGCCAGCUGAAGAUGAAAUUCUGAAAGCGCUUAAAGAAAUUGAAGAAAUCGAUAAGACCAAGAAGAAAAGAGGCAAAGAACCUAUUGAAGUUCCGCCUACUAACAUAAAUGUUAAAGACGAUAAAUCACUUGCGUCCAAAGCAGAUACAACUCAAAAAGAUGUUCAGAAAAAGAAGAAAAAAGGGCCUAAACAAGCGACUGACAGCAAGCUAAACAUAUUGUCCACUGAACCCAUAUCUGUCAUCGAAGAGCAAUCAAAAGAACAUCUCAAAGAUGACAAAUACGAAACUAGCGCUGAUAAAACAGUAGAAACAGAAGGAGAACAAUUAAUUUCUGUUUUGUCGCACGAAGUUGUGACUAAUAUUUGUGAUAAUAUCGAGUCAACAGCUGAUACUAUUAUUACACAACAAGAAGACCAUGCAGGUCAAGAAGAUAAUGUGAUCGGAGAAGAAAACAAAACUGCCUCUUUACCAAAAGAUAAAUUGCACGACAUUAUCGAUGUUGAGAAGGAUAAAUCUUCAUCACUAAAGAAAAAGAAAAAUAAAGACAAACAAAAACAUUCAGGUUCAACAAAAUCAGAACCAGAAGAUACAAUAAAAAUUGUUAGUCAAAAUUUGCCUGAAUCUGAAAACACAUUGCCACAAACUGAAGAAAAACUAAAGAAAAAGAAAAAAGUCAAGAAAUCUGACAAAAUUCCAGAACAAGUUUUAUUCGAAACAACAGAUACGGUUGACAUUCCUUUGGUGGAAGACAUUAAAACGAUUGAACCAAUAGUGCUUGAAAUACCUACCGUUGUUGAACAAGUGGAAGAAUUUACACCUGUGCCAAAGACACAAAAGAAAACAAAAACGCCAGAACGUAUAAUCCCUGAAACAAUGGACUUAGAAAAUAAAGAUUUAGAAGAUCUAGACAAAGAGCAACAUAUUGAUGAAGUUAAAGUACAGAAAAAGAAAAAGACUAAAAAACCUAAAGUUACUGACGAUGAAGUAGAGAGAGCUUUACGUGAAAUAGAGCAGUCUGAGACAUCUAAGAAAAAACCAAAAGAUAAGGGGAAGCAUAAAGAUAAUAAGCACAAAAUAGCUAAGGGAGAAUCCACCAUUCAAAAAGAUGUUCAAGUGCCCGAUAAAGCUCAGUCUGAAACACAAAGUAAGGAAGAAGAAUCAACUGUCAGUAAUAUUGCUACGGAUGCUAUUCCCAAAAAGGUGAUAACUAUGGACUGGAAUGCUUUGAUAGCUGAAGAAGAAGGUAUUUCUGAACCAGUUAUGGAACCUAUUGAACAACACGACACAACAGGUUUAGAAACAACCUAUGAAACGCAACAGAUUGCCACAGAAGUAACGAUACUACAAGAAACCAAUGAGGUUAUGGAUAAAAAUAAAAUCAUAUUGGAUGAUACUCCAAUUGCUGAGACAAUUGUUGAGGACAGCAAAAAAGAUUUUGCAGAUAUUAAUACCAGCACUAGUUAUCAACGAAGAGAUUCAAAACAACAAGAGAAAAAACAAGAGACUUCAUCUGCGAUAUCUAGUCCUUCAAGUGAACAAAAUAAUAAUGACAAAUUUUUCUCAUCGGAAGAUCAUAAGCGUGGUUCAAUCAAUAUCGUAGAAGAAGUUACUCGAUAUGAACCGAUAACUAAAGACAUUGAAACGCGUACAAUUUACCUAAUUACGCACGAAGAAAAGAAAUUACCACCAAUAAGAACAGUCAAGGUUUUCAGCAGCAAAAGUAAUUCAUUAGAGGAACCUUCUCUUACGGAUGAUACCGUGUCAAACGUUACUGAGGAAAAAACUAGUGACCUAACUACUGAAGAAAAGGUGAAUAUUUCUGAAAAUGUUGAUAUCACAUCAACAAUGGUCAGUGAAGCCUUUAUAUCAUCUGAAAAACAAUUUGAGGAAUUGACUGGAAUAAAUAAGCAGCCAAGUGAUGUCGAACUAUCCAAAGAUGAUUAUAAAAACAUUCGUAUGGAAGAAAAGGAAACAACAGAAAUAAUCAAUACUAAACCAAAUGAACCAGAAAAUGUUCUUGAAUCGCAACAGAGUGAAAACGUUGAAAUUGAAAGAAUCGAAACAAAUAUACCGAUUUCUUCAACUGAUAAUUUAAUUGAUGAAAAAUAUCCCUCAGAAGAGCAGUUGAUAGAAGAAACUCAGGUGAAGAGAAAUGCUCCAGAGGAUCUGCAAGACGUUUUGGAAGAAGCUAUAUUUGGAUCAGUUCAAGAUCGUAAAAAGACGAAUGCAAAAGAAACAUGUGACAUUCCUUACCAGCAACUAAUAGAAGAAGUAAAGACUUAUUCACUUGACUUAGAUAUGAAUAAGUUGGAUUAUAGUUAUCAUGAAUUUAUAACAAAGGAAAAAGAGAACAUAAAACCUAAUCAAACCAUGACUACCGACAAAGAGCCAAAUAAACAGUGUUCACCUGAAGAAAGUGAAAAGGAUAUUCUAAAACCAUCUGUAGCUAUCACUGAUGAGAUCAAGAGCUAUAUUUCUGACCAAAAUGAUAUUAAAAAAACAAGCUAUCACGAAAUACGAGAUGCAGAACUUAUUUAUGGCACCACAAUAAAAGAAAAAAUAAUCAGUCAACCUUCACACCCUGAAGAAGUAGUAUUGGGUGAUAGUGAAAAUGUUACACUGACACCAGUAGUGAAGGAUACACAGCUCAGUGAAGUUGAAAAAGAGCCUUCACUAGAAAACAUACAAGGUCAAGAAGUUCCAAAGGAAGAAGUGUUGAGAAUCAGUUAUCAUGAAAUAAAGGAUGCUGAAAAGAUUUUAGCUCAAACUGAAACAAGAGACAUUAUCUCUUAUACGAACAAUAAAACAGAAUUGUCACCUGAAAAACUUCAAACUGUUCUUAUUGAAACUCAAGAAUCUAAAGUUAAAGACGAACAAAUUGAAAGAGUUCCUGAACAAAAAGUAACUCAACCUGAACUUCAAGACACAGAAAAACUUUUACCUGUCGCAGAAUCUUCAGAAGUUUUGCAAAGUGAAAAGAUUACUAAAAAUCUAGAAGAAUCUUUGAAAGAAACUACAGCAGAAGAAAUACUUUUGCAGUCUGUUUCACAAAAAAUAUGUAAAACCGUUACAGAUAGUAACAGAUUUAUACAAAAUGAGAAAAAACAAAUGAUUGAUGAAGUAGAUUUCAGUCAGGGACCUACAGAUAAUGUGCCUUCUGUGACCCACCCAGUAAGUGCACUACCAAUAAAAGAUGAUGAAACUCUUGAUACCAAAAUAAUAACACAUAAAGAGCAUGAUAUAAAAGUCAUUUAUCACGAAACUCCACGGCAAAACUAUCAUGAGAUAGUAGACGCUGAAAAAUUAUUCGCAAACUUAUUAACUGUGCAAAAUCUUAUUCAGACAGAAGUCGCUGAAACGAAGCAAGUCGAAGAUGAUUCUAUUUCUGUAUUGGAAAAAGAAGAUGAAAAUUUGGAAUUAGACGUUAGUAAAGGAGAAGUUCCGACUUUAGCACAAGAACAAGUACAAGCGAAUGAGCAAAUAAAUGAAACGUCACAAACAACAAUUAUCACUAGAACUUCUUAUAAAGAAAACUCACCUGUUAUGCACGACAUUUUACAGGACGAACAAGAAACAAAUGAGAUAAUUGCAGAUAAUCAAAUUGAAGCAUAUGUGGCAGAUGAAGUCAACGAGUCUCCUGAGACCGUUAAUGUUCAACCCAGGCAGGAAGCAAAUAUCUAUGAAGUGCCUUCAUACAAUUAUAAUGAAUUACGAGAUGCUGAAAUCAUAUUUGCUCGUACGCAGGUUCAACCUGAAAACUUAAACCUUGUGUCUGAGGAAGAACCUGCAAAUGAUACGGCAAUAUUACAGCAAGAAGAAACGGUUAUAGAACAAGAUAAUAAAGUUAUUUCGGAAGAUUUGAUUCAAUAUGAAGAUAAAUCUGAAACGACUGAUGAAUCAAACCUAACGGAACAGAAAGUGUUUGAACCUAUGCGUCACAGUUACAAUGAAAUACAAGAUGCUGAAAAUAAACUGGCGUUACUCUUGACAAAGAAAGUUAAGAGUAUUGACGAACCGUGCAUAUCUCAAGAAAUUACAACGGAAAUCUUUGAAGAUGAAACACGGGUAUUAACGACAGAUGCAACUGAUGAGCAUAACAUUGAUCAAGUUUUUUCUGACAGUGUUAUCUUACAAACUAGUGAUUGUGAGAAACCGACUAUAGAAGAAACCAUCUCAACUGUCAAAAUCGAUAAAUAUGAUGCACCUGCUGCUCUCUCUUUAGAGACGCCGUCUUUGCCUAGUAUUGAAAAUUCAUUUGAAGUUGAUGACCUUGAUAAUACUCCCAUACCCGUGGUGUAUGGCACCUCUGAAGAUAAAAACGAAGAAUUAGUCACGGAUGUUCCUAUUACGCCCAUUUCACUAGUAGAAAUGGACGAUAUAAAAUCAUUGGAAGAAGAGAUAAGUAUUCUAGAUGAAGUAACAGAAAAACCAGAGUUACUGGAAAACGUUGAAGAACAACUGACGCCCACUUUACAAGAAGAAUCCAAGAUAGUACAACAAUCAGAGGAGAAGCUAAACAUUUUGGAUAGAGAAGAUACGCAAGUAACGGAACAACCUAUACCACCAAAAAAUAUUGAAGAGCAACUGAUAACUGUUUCACAAAUACAAUCAGAGUCAAUAGAACAAACGAAAGACGAAAUAUUGACUCCAAAUAAAGAAGUUACGGAAGUAACGGAAAGAUCACAAACACCAGAAAUCUUUAAAAAACAGCUGACACCCCUAACACAAAUAGAAACGGAGGUAAUAAAGUUGUUAGAAAAAGAGAUAAAUGUCCCAGACAAAGAAGUGAUAGAAAAAGCACAAACAACAGAAGACAUUGUAAAACAAUCUAUGCCCGAGUCACAAGUAGAAUCCGAGGUUAUAAUACCAUCGGGAGAAGAAAUAAAUAUUGCGGACACUAAAGCUACGCAAUUAACGGAAACACCAAAAACACCCGACAAUAUUGUAGAACAAUUAAUUAUUGAGCCCGCAGUCAUAACUGACAGUAGGGUUGAAAACCUUCCCUUAACAGUUUCUCAUCAAGAUAUAAACAUAACAGAACAAAAUGUACAAGAAAUAUCCACUCAAGAAUUCAUAAGCACAGAACAAGAAACUUUAACUCGAGAGUCGCAAGAAGGAAUCAUGGUUGUCUUCGACGAGCAAUCUCCAAAGCCUAAUACUAUCUCGGCGGAAUUCAUUCAUAGCGAAUUAGUACACAAAACUGAUAAUCAAUCUAUUCCAAUGACUGCCAUGCCCAAGCCUGAUACCGCAAUAAUUAAUAAGACAAUUGAGGUUCAAUGUACGGACACGCCUAUUGAGCCUUCUGAAACUGUAAACGAGUUUACUGACAUUGUAGAUACUAAUAUCUCUCUAACAGAUAAUUCACGCCCUGAAAAAUCUCCUAUACAUAGUUUGCAUGAUCUUCUUCCUGAGAUUGAUUCCAUUCCUGAGUUUAAACCAUCUUAUUCAAACACUAUACUGUAUUCAAAAUUAUCGGCUGAUGCACCAGAAUUCACACCAUCUUAUAUGUACCAAAAACCUGUAACGAGUCCUGUGUCUCAAACGAUAGCACCUGAAACACAAGUUGAAGAUGUGACUACUGUUGAGAAAACGGAAAAUAAAGAAAUAAUUGAAAUCUUGUCUACAACACCUCAGACAUCGUAUUCUUCUGUCUUACAAACCAAGAAGGAAAAGACAUCGCCUGAAACUGUUGUCAAGUCAGAAGAAAUUGUACACCAUGAACCAAUUUCAGAUGUGGUAGUCAAAGAGACUAUUCCUGAAAAAAGCAAACGCAAUAAAAAGAAGAAAAAGAAAGACGACAAGAAGGAUAUUCCUGUAAUUCCUGAUCAACAAUCAGCACAACCAGCUCCAGUACCGGUUGAAUCGAGUUCAUUAACAACAGAACCUGUUAAUGUUUGGUUAAAAGCUGCAGAAGAUGGAAAGUCUUAUGCUGAAGUUGUUGCAGAAGGAUUGGUUGUUGAAGAAAGAGAAACGAUUCAACAAAAUAUAGAAAAGUCAUACCCACCUGUAGUUGAACCAGAAUUUGAGGAGCAAAUAGAAGAAAUAGUGAAAGAAGUAGAUAUAUCACUUCCAGAAGAGGAUCACGGUAUAGGCUCUUGGGCCAAGAUAGUUGCGGCAAGCCGACCUACUCCAGAGCGAAUACAAACAGAGGUUUUCAAACACCCCGACACUCAAUCAGUAAUACGACCACCUGUUAUAAUGGUUGACGAGUCAAAUCCAGAACCACAUAGACCAGAAAUUGAAGUAGAUGCUGAUGGUUUCAUAACUGUGGAACAUAGACAUAGGCGGUCUCGAUCUAGAUCUAGAGAUAACAGAUCCCAGUCAACAUCCAAAACGCCACAUGUGACUGAAACUCGUGAUAAAUCGGAGAAUAGAUUUGACGCUCUUACAAGCACCCUAAAACCUGACGAUUUGGAACCCAGUCAAGGUACCUCGACAGAAGUUGAGAGACAACCAAAGAAAGAGAAAGGAAGAAAAAGUCGAGCAUCGAAGUCAAAGGAAAAAGAAGUUGAGCCUAAAGUACCAGAAAUGGUUCCAGAUAUAUCAGAUGAAGAUAAACAACCACAGAAAAAAGACAAAAAGAAACGGUCAUCUAAAUCUACAGAGAAAAAUAAAAAACCAGAAGAUAAAGAUACCAAAACCAUCAACGAUGACGACGAAGUGAAGCAAACCGAUGUGGUACAAGAACCUCAAGUAUCGGAAGAGAAAAAGAAGAACAAAAAGAAAAAGAAGGACAAAAAAUCUGUCACAAGUACUGAAAAACCCGCAGACACAGCGUCUCCGGACAUUUUGUCUUCCACUUUGCCAAAAAAAGAAGAGAUUGAACUUAAAUCAAAACCAGAAAUUGAAAUAAAACAAGAAAUUGAAACAAAGCCAGAAAAUGAAACAAAACAAGAAAUUGAAACAAAACCAGAAAUUGAAACAAAACAAGAAAUUGCCACAAAACUAGAAAUUGCAACCAAACCAGAAACUGCAACAAACCCAGAAAUUGGAACAAAACCAGAAGUUGAAAGAAAAACAGAAAGUAAAAUAUUAUUCAAGUCCCUUGAAUCACCUGUUUCCACUCCUGAAUCAAUGCAUACACCUAUUAAAGACAGACUAUUCUCAGAAGCGCAGUUCUGGAAGGAUGAUGUAAGUAACUUGGACGAUCUAUCAAGUCUUUCAAAGGUUCUUCCUGUUGAUGAACAGCAGUUAUUAGGAAACACGACUGAAAUAAUAAAACCAGAAAUGACAGACAUGCCUGGUAUUGAAAAAGUCACUGAAAGUGAUAUUCCUGAAGAUAAGAUUACUGUCCCUGAAUUUGUUGAUAUUCAAGAAAAAAUACAAUCAUCUGAAACUACCCAAAACUUACACGAAUCAGAGAAUAAAAUAACAGAAGAACAGUCUCUUGAGAACAAAAUGGCUGAUUUACAAAGAGAAAUUGAGGAAAUGCUAUUACCUGAAAAUGACUCCUCGCAAAUUAGCGAUGGUACUCCAAAAGAAUUAACCGAUGUUCAAUGCUCGAUAGACUACCCACUUGAUGAAGUUUUAGACAGCAUAACACCUUCACUUGCAUCCCCAGAUCCAGAAGAUGAAUUAUCGUUUGAAACAAAAGAACCUGCUCAAGACAUUUCAUCUUAUGACCGAGUUAUAGAACACGAGCAAAUAUUACAAAUAGAAGAAGAUUUGGACACUAAGCAUAUUAGUGUGAGCAUGAUUGAUUCGAUACUCAGUGAAGCUGAUCCUAUAAUAAAUAUACGACAAGUUUUAGGAAUUAAAGAAACAGGAAAAGAAAUAACAGAAAUCUCUGGCACAUUAAGUGAAGUGCAAAACGUAAAAGAUGAUACAGUACAAUCUCCUACACAUGUAUUAGAUAAUUUGGAUGUAACGGAAUCAUUUGACACUGCACCUACUAACAUUGAACCGAAUAAUACUAACGAAUCAUUUUUGAAAUCCGAAAACUUCUGGAUCAACAAACACGUAGUCGAUGACGCGGAAAAGUUAGGCGCCGAGCUUAAAUCUUCUGCAAUAACUGAUGACUCUGCGAAUAUAACACAAUCUAUUCCUAGCCCAGAACCCGAACCAGUAGUUGAUGACUUACGUAGCUUUGAGGAAAAUGUUGUUUUGGAUAACUCAUUCUGGCCUGACAAACACGUUUAUCACGACGCUGAAUGUCAAUAUUUCCUUAAAAUGGCUAAUAAACCUAAAGAAUCAUCUCCAGUUAGGACAGAAAUAGAAAACAAAGAUGAAAACGAUAAAGAUAAAGACCCAGGAGGCAGUUCCGGUCAUUCCUCUGAAACAGAAGAACCAAAAGACCCUUGUAGUUCUCCCUUCGAUUCCAACUACAUGUCCAUGGACUUGCCCGGUGGCAUGUGUAGUUGGAAAGACCAUAGUUCCUAUUUAAGCUUAGAAACGCCGACUGACUCGCUGACGGGUCUACCGAGCGAGGCCUCGCCGCGAGUAGGCCCUGACACCCGGGAGGAUAUACUAACCACCACACCUCUAGAACCAGUCACCCCACCCCCACCCCGACAGGAGCCAGCGGCAGAGGAAGCGCCUCCGAGGAGAGCCAAGGAUGACUUGUCUAACGAUAUUGAAAGUCUGCUAGAAGAAGUGAGAAAUGUUCAGACACGUCUCUCAGAUCUGCCCGAUGAAAGCCUACACGCCAUGGAGGAGGGUCUCAGGGAGGGUAUAACAGUUCUAGUCAAGUGUGAGGAAGCGGCCGAGCUUCUGGAGACGAAGAUUAUGGAGUACCGGCAGGAGCAAGAGGUGCAGGUCUUGCUGAAGGACCUCAUCGUGAUGAAGGCUAGAAUCUCCAAACUAUUGGUCCAAGCCCGUCAGGGACUUGACGUCAUCAAGGUAAGAAAGGACGCCAAAGAAGAAAUGGCGCGACAAGCGAUUGAGAUUGAAGCAAAUAAGGAGAAAAUAAUUAAGUUGGAUAAUUGGCUUGAAUCAAUUAAUAACGAGCUAAAAGAAUCUACUAAGCAAUCAGACGUUUUGACUGAAGAGGAUAUAAUUAAGUAUAUUGAAGUUUAUGAGAAAUAUAUCAGAGAAUACGAAGAGUAUGAGAUUAUAUUGAAAUCUAUCACUGUGAUAAGUAACGAUGAAUCUAGUCAGUCUCUGAGAGAUAAGUUGAAUGCGAUGCAGAGAGCGUUAGAAGAAACAAAGAAUCUAGUCAUUGUAGAGAUAGAAAGGUUGAGGCAUGUACUGGUGCAGAUCAGAUCUGCACCAGAAAUUGCCGAAGAUGACAUUUCUCAAACGGAUAGAACAAUUGAUUCUACUUCUAUGCCCGAAGAAGUUGUUAGUCCAAGGGAAAGUGAACUAGUUAAAGAAGAAGUGAAAACGAUUGCUGAAAAAGUUCCAUCGGAAGAGAAGACAAAAGUUGAAUUAAUUGAAGAGAUACCUAAAAUGACAAUAGAAACACAAACAGGAAAAAGUCUUAUGUCAGACGCUCCAUCGGUGGCAGACAAGUCUAUCAUUUGCCAGCCCGAUCCUAUUACAACCCACGAUGUUUCAAUUACUUGUGAACCACCAAAGGAAAUUGAAGUUCAAACAAGUGAGCCCCAAUCUCUCGAAAAAGAAGUCCUUGAAAGUAUUCAAGUCAGACAAAUCAUUUCAGACGGUCAUGAAACUAUAGAAAUCGCCAGUAGGCCAGUUAUGAGAGAGCAAAAGAUGGACGAACAAUCCUUGUUUGUUGAUGCUAAUUACAAAGACAAUAACGAUCUCAAAGACUCUCAACUUAACAUCAUCCAUAGUCUACCUCAAUCAUUCGAAACUGUCAUGGUAGAACCAGAUGAAACAACAACAGAAGUUGUUGUUGACGCUGAUGGCACCAAGAGAAUUAUUGUAAAGAAAAUACGAAAAACAUUGGUAACAAGACAGCAAACCAUUCAAACACGACAACAACAAUCCCAAAUACUCUCUGGCGAAGGUACUCAGGAUAUGUUAUCGCAAGUGAUUUUAACGCAAGACACUGGAUCGACAUCUAGACAAGACGAUGAUGGUGUUCAACACAUCCAAUAUCAAACUCACGAAGGUAAGAUUAUUUCUACUUUACCGGGCGGAGAGGUUACAAUCCAAGAGUACACAUCGAAACCAGAUAUCGUAAUAAAAAUGCAAAAAGACAUGAAACCAGAAGAGAUUCUUCAGCUUGCUGAAGGUGAAAUUCGACCUGACAUACAGACAUCAUCCUCAAGCGUGACUGCUGUUGUGCAGCAGGUUACCAAACGAAUUGUGAAAACCCGCCGCCGUAUUAUACGACGUGUGGUCAUAAUUGAUGGUAAAGAACACGUCACUGAAGAGGUGAUAGAAGAACCUGACAAUGUUGAGAUAUUUGAAGAACAAAUCCCAAGAGUUUCUAUCAAUGUAAGAGAUAUUGGUGGUGUGCAAUUUGAAGAAAUUGACGACUCGCAGGGCAAGGACGAUAAACCGCCUCUAAUGCCACCUGAUUCAAGAACUGACAGAAAAUCGCCAAAAGACGACAAAUCAGAUGAUUCUAAACCAGACGAUGACGAUCAAAAGGAUAUUGGUAAACCCGUCGUAACCCAGUAUGAUGAUGCUCCGUCAGAUGUACAAAACUUGAAGGAUUUUAUGGCAGAAUUCAUCCAGAAAGAAACUGAUCAUUUGAUGGGAACUCAUUUGGCGGAGUCAGAAACUAGUGUCCGCAAAUCUGUAAGUAGAGAAAGCACACCAGUCAUUGUAUCAAUGUCAGAAAGUCAUGAGGGGCCCAUAAUUACGUCCCAGACAUUUACACCAGUGUCUCAAACACCACAAGAAACACAAACAAUGUACAGUGGAAUACACACAGGGCAAUAUAGUACCACAGAAGUAAGAUCAAACACUGCCACUGUGGUACAAAAGAUCACGAGAAAAAUUACCAGAAUUAAGAAACGAAUAAUCAAACAUAUUCAGAUAAUUGACGGCAAAGAACAUGUCACAGAAGAAGUGAUUGAAGAACCUGAAGAUGUUGAAAUAAUUGAAGAAGAACCCAAUGUCAUUCAUAACGUGCAAUCUCAAGGUGUCCGGACUAAACGGAUUAAGAUCAUUCGACAAGUUCAGAUCAUUGAUGGCAAGGAACACGUCACAGAGCAAGUAGUAGAAGAGCCUGAUGACGAAUAUAUUCCGGAAUCAACUAUGACAGCUGAAAUCGAUGUUAAUAUAAGCAAACAGCCUAUUACUACUGAAAAGGUAGAAAUAAAAGAAAUAUCUCCUGCAAUUGUAAGGCCAGAUAACAUCUACAAAUCAGAAACAAGUUUGAAAGAAGGAAUUGUCGAAAUUCCGGAUGAUAUCCAACAGGAGCAUAACAUCGUUUCUGAUACAUCUGGUUUAACGAUUCCAGAAGAAUCUCAUCCAAGCGGAGAAGUUAUCACAACACUGGAGACAUCAACCACUCCACAGGUCUCAUCUCCUAAGGAUAAAGUUUCGGAGUCUAUGUUGGGUGCAGAAUUCGAUAUUAAACCUACAUCUCCCAAAGAUAGUUCACUUAUUGACGCUACCAAAAAUUUGCUUGGAAGUGAAAUUGAUCAUCAUUCUUUAGUGGUAACCCAACAUGAAAAAGUAACAAAACCGCAAGAUGGAUUAACAGCAGAAAUAUCUAAAUUUGAACAACCUGAUCAUCAUUCUUUAGUAGUGACCCAACAUGAAAAAGUAACAAAACCGCAAGAUGGAUUAACAACAGAAAUAUCUGAACUUGAACAACCUAGUUUCGUUGCAAUGUCAGAAUUACGAACAGUUGAAACAUCAGAAAGCAAAGAUUUACAAUCAGCACAUGAUAUUAAAUCAGUUGAAACUCGAGAGACACCUGAUGAUACAAAAUCUAAAAUUGAAAUACUUGAUUUAACAGAAAAAACUGACAAACUUAUAACAAAAUCACUACCUGAUGUUAAAAAUCCUGCCAAAAUAUCAGCAAAACAAGAAGUAAAGGAGCAAGACAAACCUGCAGAAAACGUUGAAACCACAACAGAAAUAUCGGUUGCUAAGGAAUUCACUUUGGAACCACAUUCGAGAAAAUCUUCUGACGUGCAAGAUUUUACAAAAGAAUUUUUAGAAAGAGAAAGUGUGCACAGUACUGGCCUUAGAGUUAGUGAACCAACCCAGAUACCGACAAAAUCGGACAUUGCUUUAUCUCCACGAGAACAAAGUCCAAGUGCACCAGAAAUCGAGAAAAUGACAAAACCUCAAGAGACAGAAUCUGUAGAUACAUUUAUCUCUGAAACAACACAGGUUCAGGAGACACUCGAUAAACAUCCUAGCGAUGUCGCAGAACAUGGAGUGGUUUCAUUAGUUAAAGAACCUGAAGAUGUUAAAAAAGAUGCAGUAAUCUCACCUACGGAAGACAUUCCUACAUCAACCACUUUUGUCCUCACUGAAGAGCAUGCACUGCUGCAAUCGGAUUUAACAUUGCCACAACAGGCUGAAAUAGCUGAUACUACACAAAAAUUGCUUCUGGAAGAAAGUGUAAAGAAAGAACAAUUUGAUGAACCAAAAGAAACAGUGACUAAGGAGGUGACUGUGAUAUCUGAACCACAAAAACCAGAUAAUGAAGAUACAAUUAAAAUACAAGAAGCAGAAAAGCCAAAAAAUAUUGAGGGUUCAACUAAAAUAGAAAUCAAAGAAACCCCAGAAAUUACUACACAAGUAUCGACCAAAGAACCUAUAACUCAAUUGGGAGUAGAAGUGCAACCACUUAAAGUUGGCAGUAUUGUCACCGAGACGGACGUCUCGUCCGUUCCAGCUAUAACAGAAAUUUCGUACAUACAACAAUAUGAGCCACAAAUUCAAAGCUCUACAGAUAGUGUAGAUAAGCUGUUGGCUUCCACACUGCCUCAAUCUCAACCAAACGUCAGUAUAAUGCCAUCAGAUGUAUUAGAAAAAGGUCAACCAGAGCAGCAACCUGAUCGAAAAUAUGACAUCAAUUUGUUACUUGAGUCAGAACGCCAUGAUACACACUUGCGUGGCCACGACUAUAAACCCUCGCGACCAAUUGAUAUUAAAGAAAAUGGCAGUGAGCCAGAAUUGAAGAAAAUUGACCCACAAGAAUCUCAAAAAACCGUUGACAUAUCAACAUCCAUUAUAAAAUCAGACUUUUCAACAACGCUAGAGCCCAAAGUUCAAGUGGACGUAACAUACGAAGGUUUUGAGCUUCAAGAACCAGUUUUAGUGAUAAAAGACAUUGAAGUUAUUCUACCAAGCGAGGUUCAAAUCACCAAAGAAUUUACAGAACCAAAAGUAACAGAUAUACUAGAAAAAGACCAACCUAUAAGUGAAGUUCCUGUUCAAGAACCCUGUAUAUUACCAAGCGAAAUUAGCAUUCCAAAAGACGAUGAGGAUUCCAGUGCAAAACAAAAAAUUGAAGAUGCAAAACCUGUUUUUAAAGCUACGCCUGAAAUAACAACUGUAACUGAAAGAGACAUAGGUACUGAAACCGAAAUCAUUGCAGAAGAACCACAGGAGUCUCAACAAACUGUUGAUAUCAGCACAACUAUCACUAAAACUGACGUUAUAAAAGCAGUACAACCCAAGGUAAAAGUUGAUGUUACGUAUGAAAGUCUUGAAACCACUGAACCUGUUUUGGUUAAAAAGGAUAUUGAAGUUAUACUACCUAGUGAGGUUAAAAUAAGAAAGGAGAUCAAGGCACCAAGUGUGGUAGAAGUUAUUGAAAAAGAACAACCCGUUGUUGAACCUACUCCUGAAGCACCCGUUACAGUUGAAGCUAUAGAGAAAGGUCCAUCAACUGCAGAAUCUCCCCAGGAAUCAAUCAAGGAAUCCAAGAAAAGUAAAAAGAAAAAGAAACACAAGCGUGGCUCAGGCAGUGACUCAACUGAAACUGAAUUACCAACAGAAGCCGAUAAGAGCUUAACAGAAACUGAAAGUUCUUCAUUAAGCCAUUACGUACAAUUACCUUCCUCGCCUAAAGUUCAAUCACCAAAACCUACAAAAGACAUUUUGGAGCCGUCAGUAGAAGAAAUUGUAACAGAAAUCGAUUCACCAUUAGCUGAGUCUGAAACUAUUGUUGAAGAACAAGGAUAUGAAGCAGAAGAUAUGUCUUUAGAACCAGCACCUGUCACCGAUAAGAAGAAAAAACAUAAAAAACGUAAGCAACAACCGAGUGAAGUCACGACGUAUCCAAAACAAAGCACGGCUGAAUCAGAUCAAACAACUAUAACUACACCAAUAGAGCUUGGUGAACCGACUGUUGGGAAAAAGAAGGAUAAAAAACGUAAGAAGAAGCAUUUAUCUGGAUCAGAUUCUGUACCAGAACCUGAAGAGCCCGAAGUUGAACAAAAGCCUGAAACACCAAAGCUCGGCAGUGAGAUAGUAGAAUCUUCUCCACGAGAAGAAUCUUAUCAUACAAUGAGCGAGACAUCUGAUAUCAGUACAGUUAAAAUAGUGGAAGAAUGUAUUCAGAGCAGUCCAGAAACCCUACAAAAAGAAGUGACCACCACUGUUACAUACCCCGUACCUGUAGUAGAAGAAGUUCUUACUCAAGAAUACUCAGUUCAAACAUCGCCGGAACUUUCUGUCGACACAACAGUAGAAGAACCGGUUGAAAUUGCAAAACCUGAAACCACUGACACUGUGUUGCAGACUUCUCCAACGCCAGUGAGUGAAUCUUUGGUACAAACAACACCUAUAGAAGACAAAGAUGUCCAUACACAGACUAUUGAAGAAGUUACAGUGGUUGAAAAGGUGCAAAUGUCCGAUUCAGAAAUGCAAACGAGUCGUGUUGAGAGUCCAGAACCUGUCAUACAAUCUGAAGCUACAACACAGGUUCUCCCUCAUGAUAUCUUUACCCCCGAAGAAAAAUUCUCUCAAACUUCAUCCCCUCUUGAGGAACGUAAAGAAGAAAGCCCUGAAAAGAUUUCAAUUGAAACGGAAUCUAGGGAAAUGCAAACAUCACCAUUACCUCAAAUAGAAAAGGAUGAAAAGAGUACGGAAAUAACUAUUGAAACUACUGAAAUGGAUAUUCAAACAGUGAAACAAGAUAUCACUGAUCAAGAAACAUCUACUACGCCUGUUAAAGAGAAAGAAAUGGCAGAAAUGAGUAUUCAAACUCCAGAAGUUCCUUUAGUCAGUACUUUCACCCAAUGUGAAGAAUUUGAAACCAAAUUAGAACAAACAGUUGAUGAACAAGAACCUAAAGAAGAGAUUAUUACAAUAGACACAAGUCAGCAGACAUCUCCUAGAGUUGAGACAGUUGAAGUGCCUUCGACUAUUGAGCUAGAUAUUGAAAAACCUGAAAUAAUAACUGCAGAAAUUUCACAGCAAACAUCCCCGAGGGUCACUGAAGAUGUCAGUGCACAGCCAUCAUUAGAAAUGGAAGCACCAGAAGUAAUUACUGUAGACAGCACUCAACAAACAUCACCGCGCGAACUGCCUGAAGACUCAGCUCCAAUAGUAACUUCGGAAGAAAAGAAACCCGAUAUCGAUACUGUUGACAACGCCCAACAAACUUCACCUAGGAUUAUUCCUGAUGAAACGCCUGAACCAAAGACAAUAGAAGUGGCUGAAAUUAAGACCAUUACAAUUGACAGCACACAGCAGACUUCUCCGAGGAUUGUUGAAGAAGAUUCAACAUUAGUGCCACCAUUAGAUCUGACUAAACUAACUAUUUCAAGUGUUGACUGCACACAGCAAACGUCACCUAGAGCUGUUCAAGAAGAAUCUAUUUUAGUGCCUACAUUAGAACAUACGAAACUGGACAUUAAAACCGUAGACAACACGCAGCAAACUACACCGAGGGUAGAAGAGGAAGCUGUUAAACCGGCUGAAACAAGAAAAUCUGAGCUACAGCUUGAUCUACAGAGAAGAGAAAUCACUACUGUAGAUACAAUUCAACAAACAUCACCGAGAACAUUCUCUGAAGAUUCCAUCUCUACUUCGACAGAUGAACCGUAUGAAGUUCAUUUACGAGCACAGAUCUCAAUACCACAAGCGACAACUGAUUUAAUUGAAAGUGAGAGGCAGUUCGAUGAAACGCCAAGUCUUAGUGAGAAGCAUAAACAAAAGAAACGAAAACAUAAGAGAAAGGCGGAUUCGACUUAUGUCCACUCACCUGAAAGUCUAUCGGAUCCUAUUAACAGUGAAAUGUCGGUGUCUAUUACACCCACAAGUGAGGACAUAUCCAGCAAAGACACUUCAUCUAUAGAUGAAGGCAUAUCACAUUUGAGCAGCCCUAUACAAACUAUGCCUCAAGACUUUGGCGUUUCUCAACAAAGGCCAACUUACUCUGACGUUGUUCAAAGAUCAAAAUCUAAAUCGCCAUCUCCGAGUAAAACUAUUGUGUCGCAGAAAUCCGAAAAGGCUAGAUUACUGGACGCCCUUGAAAAACGCACACAAUCAGUUACUGAACCACAAAAGACCACCGCCGAUGAAUCAAUGGUGGUGGCAUUGUAUGAACCGUCAGUAGAGAAAUCGUAUGAUCUCAUUGUUAACAAGGAAUUGGACGAGGUUAAGAAUGCAGUUAAUAGCAAUGAUCCACGACGAACUGAAAGGAGUAUUAUUAUAGUGAUUGAAACUAUAUCUAUCUGGUUGGAAGAAAUUCAACUUAAGAUCCAGAAAGAAACGAAUAUUGAAAAUAGGCAAUCUGAAGAAAGUGAGAGACUUCAAGCAUUGAAAAAAUAUGUUAAGAGCUUAAAAGAAAUUAUAGAAGUAACAGAAAUUAAUGAAGAAAUCAUCACUUUAAUUGAAACUUUGACCCUUCAAGUAGACGCUGUUAAUAAACUUAACAGCCAAAGUUCUGUGAAAGUAAAGGAAGUUGAGAAGGACUGGCAAAAGUUUUUGGAUGAAACUGAAAAAUUGAGCCAAUCUGUAGAACGCGUGAAAACCAGUCUUGAUAAGGUUAUCGUAUCAGACGCACCAACACAACAUAAACUUGACUCAUUAGACCAAAUUGAGCUAGAAAAUAUUGAUAAUUCUGACAGGGUUCAAAAGUUAUUCAGAAGAUACCGCUCAUUUGUAGACGUAAAUCUAAAACGAGAAUGUCCACCAAAAUUAUAUGCCUGUGAUGAUGAUACUAAACAAAUUGACAAUACUCUUAAUACUGAAAGAGAUAGGCUAUUGCAACUAACAUCUUUGGCAGAAGAAUACGAACAAACACUACAAGAUUUUGGCCAAAUUACUGAUGUAGCUGAAGCUUUGUUAGAUGGUAAAAUCAUUGUUUCCAACUUAGACCAUUUGCAUGAAGAAAUACAAAAGCAUAGAAAGUUCUUCGUCAAUCUCAGCCACUGUAGGGCUAUUCUUGAAUCCUUAGAAGAUAACUUAGACAGCGAAACAAGAGCAAAGUAUGCGUCGCUCCAUAAUUCACUACAUGAUAGAGCAACUGUUAUCAUCGACCGAGCGGCAAGUAGAGCACAACAAAUGACACUAGCUGCUUCUAGAUGGACAUUACUAGAGCAAGGAAUGAAAGAAGAAAAGCAGUGGCUCGUUGUUGCUCAACAAAGAGUACCCGACCUCACUAAUGUAACAUCCAUGGACCAUGAACAGUAUAUCAACUUAUAUCAGUCAAUUAGUUUGGACGUAUCUCAUCACUAUGCAAAGAUGUUACGUUUGCUGUCCAUAACAGAAGGACUCCAAAAUCUGAUUGUAUGCUCAGGCUUAGAAACCGAAUGUUCAGGAGCAUUAGAUACGUUACUUGCACUUCAAGAUGACGUCGAUUCUAGGCUUACUCGACUAACAGCAUUUAAAGAAAAUUGGUUAACGUAUGACCACCUCAUUGACAGAAUCGAAAGUUGGAUGAAAAUAGCAAACAGAGAAUUAGAAUUCAUUUCUCCGGAAAAUAUUAAUACAACUGGCAAUUUACGUCGUUUCUGGGAGUUGAAAGCUCAACAUGAAGUUCAUAAUAAUUUGAAGAAUGAAUCUGGCACACAAUUUGAAAGAGCAUUAGAAAUUCUUCCAAUUUCUGAUGAAAUGAGCCAGCGACAAUUCUAUUCCAAAAUCGAAGACAGAUGGCGUGACUUAGCAACCAGAAUCGGUGAUCUACACAAUACGGCCAUCCAGAAUAUUUCCGAUCGCGACUUAUCAUCUGGUGAGAAGCUUAACAUUCUCGAGGAUGAACUGAGAGAAUUGCGAUCAUCAUUGGACAGUCUGAAAGGAGUGAUCAAGAGCGAAGACGAAUUGAAUUUGUACAUCGAAAGACUGCAGGUAAUGAACGGACGUGUUGACAGGAUUCUGGAUGAGCUUGGAAGACUGAGUUUGCUGCCGACAGCAGAAUCCGAUCGCGUGGGUGCUCUAAUAACGCAAUCAGGAAUACUGGCGGAUCAGAUAUCUGAAGAGCUUGAGCGCAGCUUGUUGCUGAAGGAGAAGAUUGUGCAAGUGCAGACUGGCAUUAUGCGAUCUCAGAAGAGCCAGCGCCGCACUCGCCAAACACUGGAAGAGUGUGAAGCGGCUGAACGACUGGGCAGCGAUGUCGUCGAGCGCGCCGCUGAAAACUGCGAAAGGCUUCUGGACGAGCUGUCAUCGCAGUGGCGCGAUAUUUUGGCGCUGAGACAAGCUCUGCACACACUACCAACCAGUCUGAGGGUCUGCGUCUCGCCUACUGGCGUGGAGAGAGACAUAUCAGCGUUACAGGAAACCCACGCGGAGCUAGAAGUGGCGGUGAACGAUCUGAACCGCCGACUUCGGGCCAAAGUGCAGCUGUGGCGGCGCUUCGAGCGGCAGCUGGAGCUGGUGCAGGGCGCCGUGCGCGAGGCUGACUACAUGGUGGAGCUGCUAACUGUGCAGGGGCAGGUGGACUACGACCGCCUGCUCAAGGCCACCGAGAAACUCGAGACGCUGAGCGAGUCGCUCACACGGCGCAGCGGCGAGCUGGUGGGCGAGCUGCGUGACGCGGCGGCUCCUCUCGAAGCAUCAACGGAGCCGAGCGUGGCCGCCGCGCUGCGCCGCGAGCUCGACGACGCCGCUGCUGCCUACCACCACACCUGCGCCAACCUCACGCAGCUGUGCGACAAGUACCACAAAGCCGUAGACCUGUGGAAGCGGUACCGUGACGCGGCGGCGGCAGUCAGGGCCUUUGCUGAGUUCCAGGAAGGCCGCCUUCAUGCCCUGCGGCCCGACGACGCUCCCGCUACUGCUGAGGCAUGCAUGGAACAAGAGUCCCGAGUGGCGGAGCUUCGGUCCCUAGCGGCAAGAGUGGCGGCGGAGACAGGCUCCCGCGCCCUGCAGGCCGACGCAGACGCCCUAGCGCGCCGGCUGCAGCUCGUGGCUGGCGCUGUGCAAGCCCUGGCUGACCUGGGCGAAGCCCGACAGCUGGCCAGGGCCAAGGCGCAACAUGCCAAGGACAAGUUCUGCGAUAUGAGACAGGAUCUGGCCCCGCUACACGAAGACGGCGAAAUUGUAGAAGACAAACUUAUCGCUCUGCGAGAAAACCUGAUAGCGCUCGGCAAAAGCGAAGCGGAUAUAGCUCCAGCCAAAGCGGAACUGCCCGACAUUGAUCGCGACGUAUCUGACGAGCACUCUAUAGUUAGAAUACUAGAGUUAUGGCAGGCGAUGUUCAGAGACACGUUCCUGCAUUACCACAGACUAUCCACCGCCCUCGUCAGAUCUGGAGAUGCUGCGACUGCUUUGCGGUUAUGGCACGAAUACCUUCUGGAUCUCCAAUCGUUCCUCUCUGGAUCAGUACCAGCCGACUACGAAAACUUAACGGAACACAGACGUUUAUGUAGGGUUCAUCGAAACCUGCUGACGUCACAACGGUCGGUGCUUAUGAACGAGAACAAAGAAAUGAAAAACAGAGACUUGGCUGAUAAAUUCGAUACAUUAACGAAUCUACAUAACGAGACUUUAGCGAGAAUCGUUGAAAGACACGAUGAGGUUUGCACUCGAAUCGCCGCCUGGGAUGAUUAUCGAGAUAUCAACACCGAACUUCUUCGAUGGCUCAAAGAAAUGGAGAGGGAGAAAGAGAAAUUACAACUUAGAUAUGUACACAUUAAGAGGAUAAAUAAGAUAUUAACCAAAAUACAGAAUCUCUCUGAUAAAGUACCUGAAGGAAGAAAGCAGGCGGAAAAAUUGUUAUCAAAUCUCAAAAAAGUGCUCGAAUUUACAGAGGAAGCAUACGGAGCGUCAGUUAGGAUUGAGUAUGCGGGCGCUGUAAAGAGAGUUGAUAACUUACAAGCUAGUCUUGACACAUGGAGAGAUUUCUUGUCCCGAAUACUUGCCCUCGUGGGAGAGUAUGAAUCUUUGACCAACGAGCUACACAAAACUUACUCAAGGACUCAGGAUGAAGUAAACACUUAUUCUGAUGAAGAACGGCUUUCAAGGCCUCAACUCAAAAAAGCCAUCGAGAAGUACUCGGAUUUGAGGACAAAGAUCGAGAAAACUGAAAGCCAAAUUGAAGCUCUGAGCGUCGUACAAGAGCAACUUAAAGAAUGCCUCAGUCCUCAAGACAUCAGAGUAGUGAACCAGAAAUUAUGGCAAUUAAGGCAGCAACGAGCAGAUUUAGAACAUCAGCUAUCAAUUAUAAUCCACCGACUACAAGAGCGAUUAGAAAUCUACACAAUUUACGAAUCACGACUAACUCGGUUCAGUGAAUGGCUGACAACCCUGGAAUCUCGUCUUGAAACUACUAGUCAAAGCAGUGAAAUCAGCGCGCUUGAUCCACAUGACCUCAUAAGAAGAAUAAAUUCGGAUAUUCAGGCUGAAACUGCAAUGAAAGAACGUGAAUUCGAAUGGCUCUCUGAAACUGGCAAUACACUCACAGAACUAUCUAAAAAGGAUGAAAAGUCCUACAGCAAGAACACCGCCAAACAUCUGAAAGAUGUACAGGAACGUUGGCAUAAAGUACAAGAAACGGGCAGAAGUAGAAUAGCUAAGAUCACAGAAUUGCUCGAAACAAUAUUGCAACUGGAGGAACGAUUAACUGAAAUAAGAACAAAACUUCAUAUCGUUGAGUCCAGAUUGACUGCUACUAUCAUCUUAGAACAUUUGACUACUAAAGCAGUUGAUGAGAAGUUCAAAGACCGCGAUGAUAUUCACAAGAGCAUAGAAAAUAAGAGCGGAGAAGUAGGAGAAACUCUGAACCUCUGCCAACUGGUGUUCAACGACCCGGACGUACUCAAAGGCAACUUCGAUCUCCGAAACCUACAUACCGGAUUCGAUAUAGUCGAAAAGAAAUGGAAGAACAUCUGCGACAUGUCUGAACAGCGCAAAGGCACUCUCAAGGAGAUUCGCAAAUCGGCUGAACUGGCCCACUCCCUACUGCCUAAAGUGGAGAAGAAGCUGGAUUCAAUCGAGAGGCGAGUCGAGAAGAUAGAAACCCGCAAACAACGCGGCGAGCCUGAGGACGAGAGUGUGUCUAAAGCGGUUGUUAAAGAUUUGGAAGCGCUUGAGAGUGACGUCAAGCGGCUGGAAGAUUCUUACAGCCGAGUGGCGUCGGCUAGAGGCGUGGAGCUUCGUGGCGAGGGUGCUGACGAUGCAGCGCGAUUGCGUGCUGCGGUGCGGCGCUGGCAGCAGCUACGUGGCCGCGUGGAUGCCGCUGGCGCUGACGUGCACAGGCAGUUCGUGGCCGCACACGGCAAGGCGGUUGUGGCGUUAGCUGAAGCUGACGUGCGACUGACUCGCGCUCUGCACCUCUCACCAAUGCCAUUGGACAAAGUCGCUACCCUCAAGGAAUUAGAAGGCGUGGAAGAGGAAGUCCGCGAGUGCGAAGACCUAGUAUCAGCGGCCGACCGGCUGUCACUGGGGCUGUCGGCGGCCGGCGUGGCCGACAUGGCGGCGGAGUACCGCGCGCUGCUGGCCGACGUUCGCACGCGGCUUGACGUCGCCCGAGCCGACGUCGUUGGAGACGUGGACACUGCUGUGCAGGUUGAUACCUUGAAAUGGGAGACAGAUGCAGCCCUCCAAGUAGACACCCUAACGUCAAAGGAGACCUACAGAGCUGAACUCAUAGUCGCAGUGAGAGAGACUUCGGAAUCUCUCGAAGCGCUCCGAACGGCUCUCAUCCAGCAGCCAAACGAAAACGCCAGCAGUGAGGACUUGGCAACGGCCGCCAAGGACAUCGCCAAGGCUGGCGCCAAGCCGAGCCAAACGUUGGAGCUGGCGAAGCAUCUGUCGGAACUACUCCUAACAGAGUGCGACGCGACCGAAGACGAAGCUAUGCUAAAAGAAGUCGAGUCGCUCUCUUUGAGAUACGAGGACCUCUUGGCCCAGGCCAAGAAACGGGAACUACAGAUCAACAACUUGAGGUUGCCGCACUCGGCAUCGUACGCGCUCACGUGCGAACACGAGUCUGGGCGACUGACGUGCCCGCUGUGCUCCGAACGCAACUGGAAGCAACUAGACAACGACUUGUGGCGACUGGAGCAGUGGCUGCAGUUCGCUGAGGCCACCGAAGCCGCCAGAACUGAUCCGCCCGAGCAGUACGACUCUUUGGAAGACGCUAUACAGGACCACCGCGAGUUCCUGCUGGACCUCGACUCGCACAAGUCCAUCGUGGUGUCCCUCAACGUGGUGGGUUCCCACGUGGCCGCGCACGCGAGCGACGCGGGCGACGCCGAACGCGUGCGCGCGCGUCUUGCAGCCGCCAACCGCCGUUGGGAUGCCGCGUGCACCCGCGCUGGGCUAUGGCAGAGACGGUUACAACGCGCGCUCGUGCAUAACCAGCAGUUCCAUGAUAUCGUGGUGGAGCUAGUGGCACGCCUAUCAGCGGCGGAACGCGGCGUGCGCGCACGCGAACCACUGCGCCUAUCGCGACCGGUGGACGCACUACAACGCGACUUCCGGCGCUUCAGCGAGCUGCGCGACGAGCUGGCAGCCGCUGAACCACGAGUGCUGGCGCUGCAUGAAGCGGCGCAGCUGCUGAAGGCUGGCGACGCUCCACCGCACUCGGAAGAUAUUUGCCGAAGACUGGCAGAACUCCGUCUCCGUCUGCAAUCCCUCCGCAAACUCUCAGGCGUGUACGCCCUGAAGCUGGGCGCGGCCCUCGCGCGCCACCCCGCGCGUCCCGCCUCCGCGCUCGCCGCCGCCGCCGCCGCCGCCGCGCCGCAGCUCAUGGAGGAGGAGGAGGACCAGAUGUCUGCCAUGCACCUCCCGCCCCUGGACGAGUCCGACGUGGUCGUAAGUGAAGAAACCGAAGACCAAGAGCUGGGCCGGCUGCAGCGCGGGCUGCGGUUCGUGUGUCGCGUGGCCCGCGCCUCGCUACCUUUCCAGGCGCUCCUACUGUUGCUCCUCGGGGCCGCGGCCCUGGCGCCCCACGCGCAUUCAGACUGCCGCGCGCCCGGGCUGGCCCUCGAGCCGGUCCUGCGCUACCCCGAAGGCCCCCCGCCGCUAUGAUCCCGAAACCGAAAUCGAAGUUUUUUAGAAAAAAUCAACCAGUACUGCAACUUGGGUUAGGUUUUAGUUACGAUGCAACCGUUUUAACUUUGAUGAUGACGUGUCAAUUUUAAAACUGAUAAUAUAGUUCCAAAAUACUGAACUGUCCUAUCCAUGACAUUGACAAUGGGGCGCCACCGUCAAUACCGGAUAGCUGGUUCCGAUUUUUGUCAUGUUGGAAACCAUAUAGUUGAACGAUGGUAGCGCCCCCCUGUCAUUGAGUUUGGUGGGACAGUUCAGCGUGGGUCAUCUAUACUAUUAAUGUUUCUAAAAGCUUAUCCGAGACAGUGUGAAAUCGUGACCACACAGUGACAGUAACUAUCGCUACCCCUCUAAGAUGUAGAUAUUGCCGUUGAUGGUAACGAUUUCGAAAUCAAAAAUGCAAAAAAAGACGGGAUUGGCAUUUUCAAUCAAACUCCUAUGUGCCAGUUCUGUAUAAUAUUUUAAUCAGCUGCAAGCUGAUAUUGAAUUUUAGUGCCACAAACACAAGUUAAUUAACAAAAUCGUUGUAUGAGCUCGUGGCCAGUGACUUGAUAAUCGCAUCGAGCAUGCAAAGGCCCUAAGAAUCUUGUCACAUCUGACAGCGAGUUUCACGCCACUGGUCGCGACUUAGUUUGUGGCUAUUUAGAGUCGGUUGUAUGGAAUAAAUGUAUGAAGUAGGCCGAUGUAUGGUCGGCGAGGCGCGUUCGCCGCCGCCUUUCGCGCAAACGCGGCGGCCGAGCGCGCGGUACAUUCCAGUUGGUGUUGCGAAAGUUUCGAUAUACCCUAUCGAUUGUCGACCUCGAACCUGCUAUAAUGUCGAUGAGGAUAUUGAGUUAACCCGACGUGACAUCCGCAAUAUUACCCCAAAAACCAGUUGAUUUUAAAAAUACCAAGUAUGUAACAGUAAUACAGUACCAGUAGGCGCGAAUCACGCCUGAAUAUUUCCAUACAAAUUCUACAGACACGAAGUUUUACACAUUAUAAACAGUGGACUAGUGAUGUCACGUUCCCUUUUGACGUUAUUCCAAUCGAUAUUUCGUGGCGCGACAUCGAUGGUUUAUCGGUGGCAGGUCGCAACACCGAUUCCAGUUGGUGCUAACGUGGCGCCCGCCGCUUGUAUAAUAUAACUUUUUGUAUAUUUGUUACGUCGGUUAGGGAAGUCGUGUAAAAGACAUGUGAAGCAGCGGCGGACGCGACGACGUCACCCGUGAAUAGAGCUACUCCGCAAAACUAUUUCUUAACCGACUCUACUCGUCUCUCUCUCCCAUACUUAUAUUCCAACUUGAGUGAGAGAGACGGGCAGAAUAUACCAGAAAUAGUUUUGCAGAGUAGAAAUCUCAGAUAUUUAUCGAUAUUUAUUAUUUAUACGGAUGUAUUUAACGCCGCACAAACGUACCGACGGCUUUCGAUUCGCAUUCACGCAUUGUUACUUAACUAUUAGAUAGUAAGGAAUGUUUAUAAUAAAGUCAAAUAAAGCCUUUGCAUUGAUUGAAA
This is a messenger RNA of Ostrinia furnacalis (Asian corn borer), 50208 nucleotides long. RefSeq names its product Muscle-specific protein 300 kDa (gene Msp300). The record is from RefSeq and is a predicted model, not a curated record. Gene Ontology annotation, biological process: nuclear migration. Gene Ontology annotation, molecular function: actin filament binding. Gene Ontology annotation, cellular component: nuclear outer membrane; cytoplasm; meiotic nuclear membrane microtubule tethering complex. The transcript is spliced from 51 exons. Bases 298 to 48693 code for a protein of 16131 amino acids. Lineage: Eukaryota; Metazoa; Arthropoda; Insecta; Lepidoptera; Crambidae.